Messenger RNA from Podarcis lilfordi (Lilford's wall lizard), 51310 nucleotides. The record is from the annotation of a GenBank genome assembly. NCBI's taxonomy places the organism in Eukaryota, Metazoa, Chordata, Lepidosauria, Squamata, Lacertidae.
AAAGUGGUGUAAUGUGCAGCAGCUAGAUCCACGGGAAAAACAUUCAGCCUGGGAUGCUUUACAAGCAAGACUCCUAAGGAUACCUUAUAGCCUUCCUGUGGCACCAGCCGCUGCACCCACGAUGAGUGAAGAGGGGGGUGAGAACAGGUAAGCCAUUGCCGGAAUUACAGUAGUUUAAUCCAGAGUAGUAUCAGACUAAUUCCAGUUUCUGUAGCAGUUGCGAAAACUUUCCUAACUGGGGAUGGGAGUGAGUCAGGAGAGCUACCAAAGGCGCAUUGUGGAGCCGAUACACAGCCAUGGCUAAGAGACUACCAGAAGCUCCCAGGUUCAGAUCUUGCACGUACCAUGAAUGUGCUGGGUAGCUCUAAGCUAGCAGCUCUGCCUCAACCCCCAUCACCCGCAGCCUCCCAGAGGCACGAGACAUUUCACAGCAGUGUAAUGGAAGAGAAGCUCCUUGAAAGGGAAGUACCAGGUAUACAUGCCAAGUAUUUUUGAUAUACAUAAUGCUGGGGAGAAAUACAAGUUCUGAUAAAUUCUUUUAAAUCAUUUCAUUUAUUUCAUAGUCCUUUUAUUUAUUUCUUGAACCACGAAGUGAUUUGCACCCAACCAAGUGAUAUGGCCACAUCCCUGAGAAUGGCUGUGAGCAGGAGACAGACUGUGGUCCCUCCAGCAGCUGCUGCCGUUCUUACAAAGUAGAAUGUGGUCUGGUUAAGUAAGACUUUUGUGUUUCUUAAGCAAAAGAGCAUACCUGGGAUCAUUUAAUGCAGAUUAGAUACAGAUCACAAGUAUGCAUCCUUUCUUUGUAAAUUAAGCACGUGUUGAUGGACUGUUACCUAUUCCAAGAUUUUUGUACAGUGGCCAGAAAGCAUUUGCAAUUGGGCACCUAAUUUAGGAAUGAGAAUACCUGAGUAAAUUCAGUGUGUUUUUUUAAAAUGCUGAAAUAAGACCACCCCUGUUUUUAGAACAUGGGGAUUCUCUUGCUUGAUUAGAUCAAGAUCCAAAUAAUCCAGCAUUCUGUUUCCAACAGUGGGCAGUGAGAAUCCUCCAGGAAGCUCACAAACAAGGCAUGAAGGUGACAUAGACUCUGUUUGCCCCCCGCCCCAGCCACUGCCUCCCUCCACUACCUGGUAUUCAGGGGUACACUGUUUCUGAACUUAUAAGUUCCAUUUAGACAUCAUAGCUAAUCACACUUGACAGACCUACCCUCCCUGAAUUUGCCCAAACUUUUUUAAAAGCUUCUAAAUUAGGGUAGAACUACAUACAGCUGCCUGCAUCUGCACAAAUGUCUGAUGGUUGCUUUUCCAAAAGAAAUGCAGGUUUUUGAGUGGGAUUUGGAGUUGAGAAGCCAAGGAUGGGUGGGAGAUGGCAUUUAACUCUUUUCUACCCACCAUAUCUCUGCUCCGCAUCUCUUUCUCUCUUUCAUAAGAGUCCUAGAUCAAACUAAAGGCCUAUCUAGUCCAGGAUUCUGUCCUCACAAUGUCCCGGUGCCUAUGGGAAGGCCCACAUGCAGGAAGUACGUACAACAAAACUCUCCUGCUCAUGGUCUCCUGCAACUGGUUUUCAGAGGUAUACCACCUCCAGUCCUGACAGCAAUAUAACACAGAGAGAGAGAGAGAGAGAGCGCACACCACAAGCCACUUUGCCUUUUGCAGUGUUUGAAACAUGUUUGGAGAUGCUGUCUCAAAGGUUUGGGAUGAGGGUGGGGAUGAAAAACCUGGUAUAAUAGUGGCAUAUAACAUUUUAGAAAUGAAUAUGGGACCCAGGGGGAGCAGCUGGGGUUGGUUUUGUGCAGAAAAAAAUGUGAGUGGAGAAAUAGGCAUCCCAUCCCCCACUGCGUCAGCCACUUCUCCACUCCAAAUCUUCUCUUCCCACAGCUUCCCUCCUAGGGAAAAGCAGCUGUUGUGCUUUCGUUGCACCCCUUUGCAUGUAACAUUUGGUUAGGAUCUGACUGGUUAGGAUCCCCUAUUGGUGCAUCUUGUGGUCUGAGACAUCUGCCCUUCCAGAAUAAGCCAUGGCAAAGAUCCCAUAUUCCACCUUCUACAUAGCACCAUACUGUAAUGUGAAACUGAAUUAAACAACUAAGGGAAAUCAAAUGAACACAAGACUUGGGAGUCAGGGAAAUAAGUAAUAAAUAUAUUAUUUUAAUUCAUUUUGCAAGAACGAUGAUUAAUCAGGAGUGCGGAUUGCCCAGGAGUGAGACUUGCCAGUUCCAGAUUUAGACUGAAUUUUUGUAAAGACCAGCACGCGCAAAGGAAAGUCAUUGGUCUCCAUCUAUUUGGAGAAACCAGAGAGAUUUCUGAGCCGAUAGCAUAGCAGGAAGGGCUUCUGCAAAACAGUGGGGGGGACGACCCUCCCAUCCUGAGUCUGCCUAGCAGGCUGGAUGCUGUCUUAGUUGCUGGCAGACGGACUGUGUGAAGGAGGUCCUUGCUGUGUGUGACUCACAGUUUGGUGACCUCUCUCAUGCCCUCAGCCAGCAGUCAGGCAGAUUACAGCAGUGCCUUUCCAGUCACAAACCCCUCCCCAUAUUGGUCACCCCGGCAGAAUCUCACUCCAGCCACAAUCCAGUUGUUUCACUCUGGGAUGGGCCUGCAUCUUCCUGCACAGAGGACAGGGUUCUGAAUGCUCUGCUGGCACUCUCACAGAGACAGCACAAGAGCAAGCAAGGGCUGACUUCUCAGGACCUACAGAGACUGCAUAUCAGCCCAAUGUCAGGACUCUGUGCAGAGCCAAGUUUUGUGUGACAGAAGUCUGUCAGCCCCAUCUUCCUGAGAAAGGGGGGGGGUUUCCAUGUGAGACCAUUGCUGUUCUCUGGGAGCUUUUGUUUACGCGAACUUUUAGCAUGAAAGGCAUGAGCACCAAGGAAGCCAGGCUACAGGAAGGACAAUUUUAUGCUGCUGAAUUAAUCUCAAGGUAUAUGAACUCCUGAGCCUUUUUAUCUGCACAAAUGGGACACAAGGGUGGGGGUGCAUGAGGCAAGCCAAGGAUUCCCAUACACUUAGUUCUUCUCCAUUCCUCCCAGUUCCAGGAGAGAUGUUCUGCUGCCUUCCUGUGCCAGGUUUUUAAUUGCUUUUUUCCCUUUCCCUCAGGUGGUAGGCUGAAAAAAGCUCUCUCCUUCCUUGCCAAGGGGACAUGCACCACCAGUGCUCUGUGGACUCUGACAUUGCAGACUGGCUGGCCCUCAUCCAUCUGGAGAGAUACUGGGAUACCUUCAAGAAACAUGGAUAUGGCUCCGUGAAAGAUGUGAUCUCUCUCAGUAAGGAGGACCUGCAGAAGCUUGGCAUCACCGCUACUGGGCACUGCAAAAGGAUUCUGAAUUUAGUGCAACAAACUCGACUGCUUGUGAGGGACAGAAGUGGGCACAUGGCAGGAGAUGCUCGUUACAGAUCUGGCAAGUGUUUAGAUUCUCUGGAUGGGACUAAUGCGGCAGAGAAGAAUGAAGUGGGCACAAAGAAAGAAGUCUUAGUGGAAACUAUUCCCAGCCUUGGGGUUGAUCUUGACCCUGAAGACAACAGUCAGCAUCCACGGUUGAACAAGGAACCGACGCCUCCUGUGACCAAGCCAGUGCCCAAACCUAGGACGUUGUUUCCUCGCGCGCACCAAGCAGCCAAGCCAGAGAAAGUCUCAUUGGCACAAACACCAGUCUGCAAUCCCACGUCUUGCUCUGAACAACCUCUAAGAACGUUUAUUAUUCUGGAGGGAUUUGAUCCAGGGGAAAGUACCACGGAUGCUGAGAGGCUUGAGUUCAGUCCAAAGCACCAGGCAGGGCCAGGAGACAAAGUCCAAGGGGUCACCCUGCCACCUCAGAGUAGACCAAGGGAGGGCCACUUGGAAUAUGCUCUGCAGUGUUUUGCUCCUGAGAGUGGCAUGAGUGGGGAGGUCAGGAGUGUGCAUGAACUCACCUCCUCAUCCACCUUCAAGAGCCAGCCUGAGGACACCGUCAGUCCAACGGAGUCGAGGCCAACUGCCGGCCAAGUGCAGAAAGAGCCCUUGCUGCUUCCUUCUGCCCUCACCAAGUCAGCCUCCCCAGAGGAGCAGAAAGAGUCUGUGUCAGAUGUCACUGUGCCCUUGCCAGUGAAACGCAUGGAGGCGAAGGAAACUGUGAGGAGUCAGCCUUCUGACCUGGUCAAGCAAAAUGGGACUGUGACCGUGGAGAAUGCCAAGUGAGUAUUUAUGCCUUUCCUAGCAGUGCUCUUUCAGGAAACCAACAGAAAGGUCUCAGGUAAAAUAGGAGUGGGGUCAUUUGGUUGUGGCAGUUGCAGAUAAUUAGUUCUGCACUCCAGUCCUUUGGAGCUGGUGACUGGAUCCCUGCUGGACCUUGCAGCCAGCCAGCCUGCCUGCCUUAAGUGAUGCACAAGGCUAGGGAGUAUGUGGGCUGGAACAAAGGCCUUUUCAUGGCUCUGAGAAUGCAUUUGUGCAUUCCUGAGGAACAGCGUCCCACAACUGCACUACCUAGUAUGCCAAGGGAAGCUGGUCCCAUAUAGCCCUCAUGUUGGGUGAUAGGAUGGCAUGGAACCUAGGCUAAUUCGCAUCCUGAAAACAAAAACACUGACCUUUUGCUCCACAGUCAGUUUGAGGCAUGCCAGGGCAGCUCUAGGGAUCAGGGUCAGGUGGGGUUGUUACAAAUGUCCUUUAAGAGGUGCAGUGAGUUUUAGAGUUUUAGGGGUUUACUUGCAAGUUCACACUGCAGGGCUUCACACUUCUCAUGAAUGUGGUUGCCAGGCCUGGUUCAGUGGUGCUGACUCUUGAGGACAGCUUCACUCCUAAAAAUCUAAAAUGAAACCCUGCUACACUGUCAGCCAGUUCCAGGCAAAGUCUUAAAUAAAGUUAAUACAUAAAAUGAGAAAGAGGUCAAACUUAACAGUGACCAUGACAAAUCCAGAAUGCUGCAGCUAGACUGGUGACUGGGAAUGGCUGCCAAGAACAUAUAACCCCAGUCCUGAAAGACCUACAUUAAAUUGUGCUCGGAAACGUACUGGGAGCCAAAGUGUUGGUGCUGACCUUGAAAGCCCUAAAUGGCCUCGGCCCAGUAUACCCGAAGGAGAUUCUCCACCCCUAUCAUUCUGCCCAGACGCUGAGGUCCAGCGCUGAGGGCCUUCUGGCGGUUCUCUCCCUGUGAGAAGUGAGCUUACAGGAAACCAGGCAGAAGACCUUCUUAGUAGAGGCGCCUGCCCUGUGGAACGCCCUCCCAUCAAAUGUCAAGGAAAUAAACAACUAUCUGACUUUUAGAAGACAGCUGAAGGUAGCCCUGUUUAGGGAAGUUUUUAAUGUUUGAUGUUUUAUCGCAUAUAUAUAUAUUCUGUUGGGAGCUGCUCAGAGUGACUGGGGAAACCCAGCCAAAUGGGCGGGAUAGAAAUAAAAAAAUAUUAUUAUUAUUAUUAUUAUUAUUUGCUGUAUGAGAGCAGUGCACUCUGAAAGAUGGAGCACACACAGACACACACAUUAGUGAUAUAUUGUGUUAAGCACUUUGUCUGAUUACAGCAGCAUAAAAUUCAGGGGUGGGGAACCCCUGACCCAUGGGGCCAGCUUGGCCUCCAGACUUCCCCAUUUGACCCUCUAGGAUAGGCUUCCUCAACCUCGGCCCUCCAGAUGUUUUUGGCCUACAACUCCCAUGAACCUUAGCUAGCAGGACCAGUGGUCAGGGAUGAUGGGAAUUGUAGUCUCAAAACAUCUGGAGGGCCAAGGUUGAGGAAGCCUGCUCUAGGACAUUUUGGAGAAGCUAUGCUCUCCCACCCCCACCCCCACCUUGCACCCGGCAUUAUACAUAAAUUGGGAGCUUGAAGUGGUCUCCCGAUGGUUCCUCCAUCAGAGCAAGCCUCACUACCACCCGCCUGUCAGAAGACGCGUGGCAAUAGCCUGCCUUGUUCAAGGCGGGGAAAGCAGCUUCCGUUACUGGUUGCUUUGGCUGCGUGUGCUUCAAAGAACAGUAUUUGGAGAGAGAAGUGUUUUCAUCCUCCAAGUGCUGCUCUUUGAAGCAGCCCUGCGCUGUCCAGCGCUAAACAGGAUAGAACACACACACACACAAAUUAGCUGGUGUGAAUGGAGAUCAAUCCAGCCUGAGUUAGGUGUGCUGAGAUCCCUGAGGGCCCUCUUACCCACCCAAACAUACUCAGCUUGGCUGGGCUUUAGAAUUCAAAGCACCUCACAAUCAGCAAUGCACUCCUAAAAGGGAGGUGAAAACCAAACUAUUAUCCUUGCAUUACUGCCUUCAAGGUGCUUUGAAGUUCUGACUCCGGGACUUCAAAGCACCAGACGUCAUUUGUGAUGUCACUUGAUGGGCAGACCCAUCCACCCUGUCACUUUUGUCCUGCGAGGCAAAUCCUUAUGAGGUUCUGGUACAUGGAGCCAAAAUGGUUGACAUAUCCCUGAUAUAAACGAAUAAAACCACAAACUACAUGGCUGGCUGUAGAGUAGAGGGAGUGUUGCUGUGGAGGUGGUUGGCAGGUGCGAUAGUUUUGAAUAUGAUGCCUGGCUACUUGGCUAGGUGGUAGGAUGAAAAGGAUGAAUAAUCCAGGAGUGCCUGUGAGCAAAGUGGAGGUCUGUAACAUGGCAUCCCUCCUGGAUUUAUAUCUCUGCUCCAUUCUUGCAGGUCCUUGGGACAGCUCUGCCUAGAUCAUCCUCCACAGGGACUUGAUAACAGAUCAGGUGAGAGUGACAACAGCAUCUUUUGUCCACUUAGCUAUUGCUACAUGGGAAGAACUAGAACCACAUCAGACAUAGGAGCCAAUGAGGGGGAUGGACACUGUGAGAGUCAAUGUUUGUUUGGGUUCCAUAUGCUCCUAAAUCUGAAAGCUGUACAGGGUCUAUGCACACUUCCUAGGGAAACUGGCUGUGUUUACCCUGCAUGGGCACAGGAGUCUAGGAGUUCAGAGCCCACCUGAGAAAUGCUAAACGCAAGGCCCAGAACAGACAAGACACAAGAGACUCUGAAUUUGUUUGGAACAGCAGCAGUGAAGAAGGAAGAAUAUAAAUCCCCACUGUCAAAGCUGCUACAUGUGUGUGUUUUGCACUGUGAGACAAAUAGCAGUUGGAGGGUGGAUUAAGAUUGGGGGAAGGGCCCUUUUUAUUCAGGGGACUCAGCUAUACAGCUGCAAAUAAAAACAUUUUAAGUAUGUUGUAAAGUGCAUUAUACAAAUGUGACACUAGAUGGCGUAUUUUUCAAAAUGUUUUUUAAAAAAGCAUUUUCACGUUUUUUAAUAUGUGUGUAGAUUCCACCCAGGUAGAAACAAACAUGUGGGAUCCAAAAAUCUCCUGCAUCUCAUCUGUUUUGGCCCUCUUGAGAGACAAGAGACCAGUGAGGGCUUUUCUUUCUGCCACUUCAACCCUCCUGACAUUUCAGCUUUUGUUUCCCCACAGGACCUGUUGAGGACUCCAUCAGUCCCUACUGCGAGAGCAUGUUUGGGCAAUGGUGGCCUGCCCAGGAGCAGGUGAGGAGAUAUGCAAAUAUGGAGUAAGGGGCAAGGAGUGUGAAAGCCAAUGAGAAUGCUUUGCAUUGAUUCCUGCUCAGGCACAGUUCUGCUAAUUCAAGAGUCCACCUUAUCCCUUAUACACCCAGUAGAUCACAGGAGAGUUUCUCCUGCAAGUUCCAGAGAUCUCAGAAGCCCACUCCACAGUAACUCCAAGCGGGGAUUUUAGUGUGGCAGCCUCUGUCCUGUGGAACAGCAUUCCUGUUGUGAUGCAACAGGCACCCGUGAUCUGCACUUUCGAGAAGCAGUUGAAUACAUUUUUGUUCCAACAGGUUAUCUCAGCUGGACAAAUGGGCCGCAAGGUUUUAGUCUUGUUUAAAAUGUAUUUGCUUCUUUGUUUUGAACUGUUUUUAAUUAUCCUGCGUGUAAAUUGCCUUGAGAUGGUGGCUUAGAAGAUGAUUAAUAACAAGCACAACAACAUCAGCCAUGAUCGAAGCAGCUGCUCAUUACACCUCAGAAGUGCUUAGGGGGAUGCCAGAGGCCUACUAUGGCACCCCACUUUCUAUGUUCACCCCCACUUUUCUGAGCAAUGAGAUGCUCCAGGCACACAGCACUUAACCGGGAUUUGGUUUCCCGUGGAAGGACAUUCUCUGGAGGCUCCCAAAGUUCUGUAAUAAUGGAGCUUAUGUCCAAAAGCACAUAAGGUCUAGCGCAGCUGGAGGCACAGCUUAGCACUCCUGACAGACAGCCAAAGGUGGCCAAUACCUUCCUGCCCUGAUUGUGAGCUUUCUCAAGGUGUCUGGGUAGCCACUGCUGGAAACUUAAAACUAGGUUAGAUUGGUCUUUUGAUCUGAUCCAACCUGGCAUCUUGGUGUGCAUCAAUUUGUACACAGGGCAUAGAGUUCUGGAGCUUGUCUUUCAGCAGGCAAAGAAAAGAAAAGGAAACAAGAACUACCUUUGUCUCCUAAACAUUCUAUGAGAAUCUUCUUCCAGGCUGCAGGAUCCCUUGAGUGGCAGGAAUACGAAGAGUUGCCAGAAUGUGCACCAAACCAGGGAGAAGAAAGGCCCGUGUAAGUGGUUUUAGCUACUAUUCUUUCCCUACUUCUCAACUCUUUUUCACCAGUGUUAAAAAUAAGCCGAAAGGGGGGCAGGGACACACUGGGAAAUAUCUCAGAAGAUGACAUCUCAUUGGUGCAGUCUGCAAAGAAGUUCACCAGACUAGGCAGUGCAGAGUAAGUAUGGGCAUGGGCUUCCACCGAGUGAUGAUCUGGUUCAGCACUACUAGUGGUUGCCCAUCUUUCACGUGAAGCAGAGAGGGACUCACAGGCCAUCACUCAGGGCUUGUCCACACUUCCGCUUGUCCUGUUCCUAGAAAGCAAGGCUCUGGGCAGUUUUUUGCUUGACCCGCACUUUCUAGGUACGAGCCUGAGUGGUUUUCCCCUUGCCCCACUCCUUUCCCAGGGAAAACUUGCUCUUUACCUUUGAAUCAGAACAAAUGGCAAUCUGCAGAAUAUCUGAUUUCCAUUUGCUCCAGUUGAGCGCUAAAGAAUGGUUUUCCCCAGGGGGAAGCAGUGGGACCAAAGGAAGUGUGCAUAAGCCCUAACUGUACUCUAACUCCCCCUCUGCUUGUCAGUUUCAGUGAGGAGAGCAGGACAGAGGAAUGGGGCUGGCAGGGGCUGGUGUUCCUGUUUCCUGAUCUUCUGUCUUCAUUGCUCCUCUAAAGGGCAUUUUGAAAGGAACAGGAUUGCCCUUCUUGCUACCAGCUGCUGUGGGAGAGAACGGAACUGGUUCUAUAGCUGAAGGGCUGUCCAUGCUUCAAGAAACAGACCUGACAUCUUUCUUUCAGGAGCAGAAAUACCAAGAUAGAAGAAAAGAGCCAGUCCAUGCAGCCAGUCCGCAUUGCCCAGAAUGAGACAAAGGGAUACUCUUCAGUGGAGGCUCUGUGGGCCAAAGGCUCCCCAUUCAGACUCUCUGACCACUUGUAUCCUGAUGAGACUUCAGAGGACCUAACCAUCUCCCCCUAUGCCAGCUAUACCUCGCUGUCAGAGCGCUCGGUCACUGUGCUCAACGGCUGGCUGGACAAGCUGUCUCCACAGGGGUAAGUGGCAAGGGAAAUGGGCCAAGUUAAAACCUGUGUGGAAACAGGCUCUUUGCUUACUUGCAAUCAUUUAUUUGCCUCUUUCCCAAUAAACUGCCUAGAGCGGUGCACACAAUUUAAGCAUCAGAAAUCACGCAAGCUGAAGUAACUACAAACACAAAAACAAUAAUUACAUCUCUGCCAGAAAACUGAUAGUUCUGUUUUGGUAAAGAGAAAGAAGGUCCUGGACAGGAAGAAGAAAUGCUGAGAUUUAUACACACCCAGAAGUGAAGGGCAGGAGGUCCUUCUCUAAGCCCUGAUGUGUGAGAGUAGGCUGCAUCACUCUGUGAAGGAAAUGCAAUCUGCACAUGUGCAGAGUAUUUAAUCAGUAAACAGAUCGACUUAGUCUUUGGUGGAUUGAUCAGCAAGGGCAAUUUUUAAUGAAGUGCCAAUUAGGAACGUAACUUGUUUUGGGGUAUUUGAGGCUUUUGUUGUUGUUGUUCUUACUCUUUCUCUGAUUCUGUACUCCAAAUUGCCUCCAAAUUGCAUUGAAGAUGACCAUGGGGGGGGGUGUCACAUGUGUUUCCAAGCAACAUGGCUUUAGGUGUUCAGAUUAUCUCUGAAAGGCACAUAUAUUGAGGUUUUGGUAAUAAGCACAUUUAUUGAACAGCUGAAAGGCAUACAAUUAGUCCAUUAAAUAGCCUUUACUCUUCAGCCUUAGCUGAGAGGCUUUCUGCUCAAGAGCUGAAAUCUUUUUGCACUAAGCAAUUAAAAUCAGUUCUAGGACUGAGCCCUGCUGGUACCAGAGUCAGGCCUUUCAUAAGCUCUAGCAGUGCAGAGAGGUGCUCCUGAUAAAGGGCCCUGGACUCAGCCGGCUCUCCUUUUAUUCCCAUCAGGAACUACGUCUUCCAGCGACGCUUUGUCAGAUUUGACGGGAAAAGUCUCAUGUAUUUCAACAAUGAAAAGGUGGGACCAGAAGAAGAGAAUCUCUGGCUGCUAAACGCUGCACAUUUGGGGGGGGGGGUGUGCUCAGGGAGACCCGAGUGGGGGACCAAAGGGAGAAGACAAUGGGAGGUCCUGGCUCAGUUGAGGAAGGGUGGGCCUUUCUGUGCAUGUGGAGGAGACAUGGCUGUGGGAGGAGUCACUGGGAGACAACCAUCCAUUUAGGGCCCCAACAUCCCAUGCAUGAGCCUUUGACCCAUCUGUUUAUUUUCAAGAGCCCGGUUGCCAAGCUGGUUUGUUUUGUUUUUUUGCCUUCCGGAUGGGGAGGGAAAACCAGAUCAGCAUAAGAUAUAACUAGAUUGGGGAAACGGCAACACUGAGCUCCCUUUCUCUUGCAGGAGCCAUAUCCUAAAGGUUUGGUUCCCCUCUCUGUCAUUGAUGUGGUGCGCUCCACCAAGGACAACAAAUUCCAAGUUGUCACGAAACACAGGAUCUUUGUCUUCAGAGCUGAAAAUGAGGGUGAGAAAUCCCAUCUUGAACCCCAGCAGAGAGCACCCGCUCUCUUAUUUUUAUCUGUUUCAAAUAUUCGUAUACAGACACACACCCCUUGUGAUCCUGUUCACUGCCCACACUUUGCCCUUUUCACUUGACUUGGUUGAGAGAAGGAGAGCGGCCUGUAGCUGUAGCAAGAGCUGUCUGACAAUGGAAGGGACUCCCUCAGGAGGUGGAGACACUAGUUCCUUGAAGGUUUUUAAGCAGAGGUUGGAUGCUUUCCAUGAUUCAUUCAUUCAGACCCCUGGGCUCUCACUUUCGGGGUGCCUCAGGGUUCUGUCCUCUCCCCCAUGCUUUUCAACAUCUACAUGCAGCCCUGGGAGAGAUCAUCAGGGGGUUUGGGCUGGGUGUUCAUCAGUAUGCGGAUGAUACCCAGCUCUACCUCUCUUUCAAAUUGGAAUCAGUGAAGGCAGUGAAGGUCCUGUGUGAGUGCCUGGAGGCAGUUGGAGGAUGGAUGGUGGCUAACAGAUUGAGGUUGAAUCCUGACAAGACAGAAGUAUUUUUUGGGGGGACAGGGGGCGGGCAGGUGUGGGGGACUCCCUGGUCCUGAAUGAGAUAACUGGGCCCCUGAAGAACCAGGUGAGUCAUUUUGGACUCACAGCUGUCCAUGGAGGUGCAGGUCAAUUCUGUGUCCAGGGCAGCUGUCUACCAGCUCCAUCUGGUACACAGGCUGAGACCCUAUCUGCCCGCGGACUGUCUUGCCAGAGUGGUGCAUGCUCUAGUUAUCUCCCUCUUGGAUUACUUCAACGCGCUCUAUGUGGGGCUACCUUUGAAGGUGACCCAGAAAGUACAACUAAUCCAGAAUGCGGCAGCCAGACUGGUGACUGGGAGUGGCCGUUGAGACCAUAUUACACCAGUCCUUAAAGACCUACAUUGGCUCCCAGUACAUUUCCGAGCACAAUUCAAAGUGUUGGUGUUGACCUUUAAAGCCCUAAAUGGCCUCAGCCCAGUAUACCUGAAGGAGCAUCUCCACCCCCAUCGUUCUGCCUGGACACUGAGGUCCAGCACUGAGGGCCUUUUGGUGGUUCCCUCACUGUGAAAAGUGAGAUUACAGGGAACCAGACAGUGGCACCCACCCUGUGGAACGCCCUCCCAUCAGAUGUCAAGAAAAUAAACAACUAUCCAACUUUUAGAAGACAUCUGAAGGCAGCCCUAUUCAGGGAAGUUUUUAAUGUUUGAAGUUUUAUUCUGUUCUGAAUGUUCUGUUGAAAGCCUCCCAGAGUGACUGGGGAAACCCAGCCAGAUGGGCAGGGUAGAAAUUGUUGCUGCUGUUGUUGUUUUUGUUUGUGCUGCGUGUGUCAGUUCCUACUGAAACUUUACUCUGGCCUUUGGCAAUUGCCCCUGCAGCUCAGCGGAAUGAGUGGUGUAGCGCCUUGCAGCAGAGAGUGGCUGAGCAGCGGCUGCUGUGUCCCCGGCCGUGCCUCAGUGGCACCACUCAUCUCCAAAAAUCUGGGCACCUGGAGCUCAAAGGCUACAAAUCCAAGCUGUAUGUGGUGCUUGUCCUGGCUGAGAUGUGGUUAUACAAAAGUGAACAGGUGAGCGCCAGAGCCUUUCAGCAGUCAGAAGCCCAGUCUAGAGAACUUUCUGAACCUCCCCAAAUACUUUUGAAACAGAUUUUUUGGUGCUGUGCCUAACGUAGGAGUUCAGAGGAGCAACCUGGGGCCACUCUAUGUUUUUUCUGCUCCUCAGACUUGAUAAACUGGGGGAAGAGGUGACCUUUUGGCUUUGAGGGCUUUCCUUGGGCAGAACUGGAAGGAGAAGGCCCCUUGCUUCUCCAUUAGUAGAAUAAAUAGUAUUGUGUCUGGUAAUGGGAUUGGGAUGAUGUCAGCACUGAGGAUUUAACUGAAGAUUUAAAGCUGUUGGAAGAACAAGUUAGCAGCCAGUAUUUUUAAACAAUAGAAAUGGAAGGAAUCAUGUUUUGGCUACUUUUUAUGGCCUUUGUUUUUGUCAGGGAUAGAGCUGUAACUCUGUAAUGGGAACAUCACUGUGGCUAUAAGCUGAAGUCUGAUUAUUAUUGUACCAAUUUCACCCACAGUUCUUUAAAAUGGGCAUUGCCAUCUGCCUCAUUGAGAUGCAUGGUGCCACUAUACGAGAAGCCAAAGGCCGCACCUUUGAGCUCAUCACCCCAUUCAAAAUCUUCAGGUAAGACACAUUGGUGUUACAAAGUGGGCCAUCCACGUGGUGAAGAAUUGCAUGCUGGGUAGAACCAGCAUUAAGCACUGGCAAGGCUGAGCUCCUGCCAGACCAACAGCCCAGCAAGAUCCACUGCUCAUCCUAGAAGCUGGGCUAGUCUCUCAUUUCUACAUAGAGGUGCCUGGCAGUAGCAGAACAAAGAAGAGUGCAAGAGAGCUGUGCACCCCACUGCCUCCUCCAUGUAUACCUUCCAUUGAAAAAUGGAAGAUUGUCCCCAGAGAGCCCUGCAGCACCACAAGGCAUUGAGCAAUGACUCUUCCACGCUUCUUAGCCAUUGGAGCACAAGGAAGUCUUGCUCCAUCGCUGCUAGGUGCUCCACGCAUGAGAAAAUGGCAACUUGCCCCAUAGACAACAUUGCUAGGGCAUCUGGGCGAGCUUUCCUUCCUUGUGACACCUGGAAGGAGCACAGCAGCCAGCCUCAUGGGCUUCCCAGAGGGGGAGGUUUCCUGCCUCACUUCCUCCAAGGGCAUAUCCCUCUAGGAAUAGGAACUUGUUGCAGAAGCUCUCUUGGCAGGGGCCUCAGGCAAACACAAAGGUUUCCACUGAGAGCAAGGACACGUGGAAGGAAGGAUAAUAGCAGCAGUUUUCUUGUGCUCCAAGGAGCAUGAGGGCAUUGCUACUUUACUCUUUCCAGGAAAAAUGAGCUUGCUGCAAAGUUCCCUGCUAGUACCAGCUCCAUCAUGCUUCACUCCCUCCAUCAGAGCCCUGAAAAUGUUUGUGGUGGCUGGAGAUGGAGGCAUGAUGGAAGGUAGGCAAUCCUGUGUCCAAGAGCUCCCCCAAACCUGAUGCCAGCACCCCACCUGCUCAGGUAUCUGAAAAGGGCAGGGUUUUGUUCUCUCAGGACAUGGGGAGGGUUUGAGAGAAACUGCAGAGGGACUGCAGUUUAUUUAAUGUCAUCCUUGGCUGUGUCUGGAGCAGAAGAAGCAGCCCAUUUGGGCUCUGGGUGUUGCAAGCAGAAUGUUUGUGGCACUGCAGAGUAUUUUCUGGGAAGACAGAACCUGCAGUGUUAGAUCUGUGUUCCCUUAGUUUUGGAGCAGAGUCUGAGCGAGAGAAGAAGGAGUGGAUGGAGGCCCUGCAGAACUCCAUUGCUGAGACACUCUAUGACUAUGAGGUGGCUGAGAAGAUCUGGUCCAACAAAGCCAACAGGUUCUGUGCCGAUUGUCGCACCUUGAGCCCGGACUGGGCUUCCGUCAACUUGUGUGUGGUGAUCUGCAAGCAGUGUGCAGGCAAGUGGAUCUGUGUGUUGUUGUGACCUUCCCCUCUGUAAGAUGGUGUGGAUGAGAGAGUGGAUGAGGAUGUCUUCGUUAUGAGGAUAUGCAGGAGGAGAGAUGGAGGAGAAGGCCGCUCCAUACCUUUGGUGGCAGGCUGGGACUAGGCAUUCUGGAACGGGAAGCAGUACCAAAAUGUGAGUCCCACAACCUAAGCUACAACAGAUUUAGUGUCUCUGACAGUGUGACUGAGGCCAGAGCAGCUUCCAAUCACCCACUCAACCAAGUUUUAAGUGCUUUAUACUGAAGCUAAUGAGCAGCUCUGCCUGAGGCUGGAGCUCAAGAGCUUCUCUCACGGCCUCGCAUGCAGAUGCGGCUACUUUGGACUUGGAUGUGAGACUGGCCCUCUGUGCCACCUGCAGCUGCAUCGCAUGUGUGUCAUAUGAAGUUUAUGCUUUUAUAGCCUCCCUGCUUCCACAGGUCAACACCGGAGCCUGGGCUCGAGCAUUUCAAAGGUGCAGAGUCUGAAGCUGGACACAAGCAUCUGGAGCAAUGAGAUGGUUCAGGUAAUAAGCCUUUCCUUGAGGGUCCAGAAACUGGAAAAAAAUAAUAAUGGUAGGGACUAGGUAAAGGGUAAAAGGACCCCUGACCAUUAGGUCCAGUCUCGGACGACUCUGGGAUUGCGGCGCUCAUCUCACUUUAUUGGCUGAGGGAGCCGGCGUACAGCUUCCGGGUAAGGUGACCAGCAUGACUAAGCCGCUUCUAGCGAACCAGAGCAGUGCACAGAAACGCCGUUUACCUUCCCACAGGAGUGGUCCCUAUUUAUCUGCUUGCACUUUGACGUGCUUUCAAACUGCUAGGUUGGCAGGAGCUGGGACUUAGCAACGGGAGCUCACCCUGUCGCGGGGAUUCGAACCACCGACCUUCUGAUCGGCAAGCCCUAGGCUCAGUGCUUUAACCCACAGCGCCACCCGCUAGUAGGGAUCUACAGAUCUAGAAGGGGCUAGAUCUGUAAAAAUGCAGAGCACAGUUGUGGAAAGGAAGGAUGGACAGAUCUAGUAUUAACUUGAGAUUCUUGACUAGCUUAAGGUGCUCUUCUUCUUUGACCCCCUCUGGGGAUCUGGAGUGUGCUCUUCCUCCAAGCUGAAUGUCACCCCAACCCUCUUUCUUAAAGCUAUUCAUCAUGUUGGGGAACGAGCAAGUGAACAGGUUUUGGGCAGCGCACCUCCCACCUUCUGAGGCCUUGCACCCCGAGGCCAGUGCUGAGCAGAGGCGAGAAUUCAUCACUCGCAAGUACCGCUAUGGGCGCUACCGCAUGCCACACCCACAGUACAGCAGUCAGGAAAAUAUUUUGCAGGUAAGGCCAUGAUGUAAGUUGUUAUGUAUUUGGAAACCCAUCCUGAGGAUACGAUGGAGCUAUGAAGGGGCUGCAAUUCCCACAUGUGAAUUUCAGUGCACUGCCCCACACAGGCAGGAGGUGGGAAGCCAUUACUGUUAUCCGGAGGGCUGUUGAGCUGCCUUUCCCAGAGAUUCAGACUGCAGCAUCUGAAGCUGCUGUAGCAAGUUGGCUACCUGGAGCAGCUCCACUGACUACUUUUAUUUUCUCAGGCUCUGUGUGUGGCUGUGUCUGGGCCUGGACUUCUGAAGAAAAUGUUGCAGUUCUUUGCAACCACCAAGGAAACUGAGGCAGGAGGUUGCGGGUUUGUUUCUAAAGCCAAGCCCUGGGGCAACAAUGGGCAGGACCAGCAAGGCAACUGCGCAGGUAACCUCAGACAUGUCUCUCUGUGUGUGUGUUUAUGCAAGAGGAUAAGCAUUUUAUCCAUUUAAUCGCAUCACAUCUUUCCCAGCGGACACUCCUAAAUUUUGUUGCUAUGUACUUGUUUCUUGGUAUCAGCUCAUAAAAAGUCCAGUAAGUGUGUUUAAUUUUACCAUCACAACCUUCUACAAAAACAUCAGUUUCCUUUUUCCAAAACUACUCCUUGGAAUUUGAAGCAAACAACAGGAGCAUGAAAGCUGGUUUUGAGCAAAGACAAGCUAUUAUUUUUAAAUGAAAUUAUUUGUACAGAAGGUUUCACGUUUGUCAGCUAUUGAACUUCCACUCAGUUCUACAGAACGUGAUCUUUGCACUUCCUACUUGCCUGCCUCAUUCACAGAAUAUUCUGUAGAUGUGUGUUCGGUGACAAUGUAUGGGCAUUCCUCAAACAGGAUACACAAAUGAAUUUUGUGCAUUUGAUAGGCAAUGUCAGUGUGGAGGAAUUGAGCUCAGAAGGAGUCUACAAUGAGAUUACACAACCUGUGGUACACCAAGGCUACUUGUACAAGGCCCCAGUUGUGACAAAAAUGGCUGCCACCAAGAAGAGCAGAGAGGGUAAGUGUGAGGAAAGGGUAGGCCCCACAACCUGUGGGUCAAAUGAAGGCCUUUGGCCAAUGCUCUCUCUCUCUCUCAUGUAGACUUUCAGAGAGUCUGGUGCUCACUGGAGAAGUUUUUCCUCUUCUAUGAGACUGACAGGAGCUCCGAGCCCGUGGGGAAGAUAGAAAUGGCGGAUGUGAUUUCACUGGGUGUGAACAGAACAGAUGGGGUGGUUAGUCCUAUUUCCUCAGAAAGGUAUGUGAGAAUAUGACAUAUUCAGCUCUUGUCCCCUUCCCUCUGAAAGCUGUCCCUAAAAUGAAUCAUGACAGAAGUCAGGUCACAUCUGUGUGGUGUGUUGCUAGUGGUGAUGCCACACAGUUGCUCUCCCUGGCAGCCACCGGAUGUUUCAUGCUACUUCUUGUCAUUCAUGUGCUACCAGAGCCGUCGUUCCCAUUGGUCUUAGUGGUUCAUUGCGCCAGGGUGCCGGCCUCUCAGGGGUGCCCUAGCGAGUGGGGGAGCUGUGUGGCUUUGCUGGCAGCCUCCCCUUUACCUGCACACCCGCCAGCUGCGCCCCGCCAACUAUAUGGCUGGCAGACGUGCAACUUCCUUCCCAAGCCUCCACAGGAGGAGAGCUCCCUGCAGAGGCUUAGGGUGGAAGCUGCCCUCCCAAGCCUCUGCACCUGUAAAGAUGGCCCUGCUCCCGGUCGUCAUUUUCCUCCUGCUUCCUGGCGAAAGGCAGCGCACAGCCUUCCCGGGCUGCCUUUUUGGGUGCCCCGACACUGGAGAGCAUGUCCGCCAGCAUAUUUUCCUGCUUGAUCGCCGCCGCCACACAGGGGAUCGGGGCGGUGGGGGAGGCAGGGGACAUUUUCCACCGCCCUCUCCCUUGUUUUGGAGUUGGGGGGGGCACUGGAGGGAUCUGCACCACGUCACUGGAUAUGCUUAAGACAGCCCUGUGUGCUACUGUUGGUUUUCACAGUGCUUUGCCCUCUUCCUAGUGGCUGCUCUUGCAGUAACUACAAUGAAAUGAGUUACUAUCAUUCAUGUCUCAGAUGUAUAUGGCCAAAUAAUUACUCCAUAUGUCAGAGGAAACCAUGUACAACAUUUGUACAGCACUGGAAUCAUUUAAACCUACCCCUCACAGAGACUCCUGUAGAAGUUAAAAAGCAUCUAAUGUAACCUCCUUACUGAAGAAAAUACACAGGAGAGGGUUACCAAAAAAAACCCACCACUCCCUUAAAUAGACUUAACUAUUCAUUGCAGAGAAUGCGGAAGGGGGCAUUUUAAACAUGGCAACAGUUGGUAUCUCUCUUUUAAAUAUGAAAGAAAUAUUGGUGUCUAACCCAAUGCUUUCAAGUGAGAUCAUGGGAAAGAAAAGAAAUGUCAAAAAGCAGUACACCUGCCUGAUAUCUUGUUUUACCAGGGCAAGGAGUUUGCAGGGAAAGCAGUAGCAGAGUGGCUUAUUUAAGAAAAGUUACAUCGCAUAAAGACCCAUCUGGUAAGGUCACAUAAAGUAUCAGAAAGUGAGGACAAGUCAAGGAAAGUCAGAUUCAGAAGACUGUAGCUUGGCAGGACAGCCUCCCAUGAGCUCUGCUGGCCGUCCCUGUCACUCACCUCUUCUGGGAUGAAGUUGCUUCAGCAAAUAUCUAAAACCUUACAGAGGUUGGCAGUGCCUCUUCUGCUGUUCCCUCCCCCCCCAAAAAAAAAAAUCUGGCUGUGCUCUUUGGAGGGCCUUGGUCCAGUUCUGUCACUACUUGUUUCUGUGAGGUGAAUGAGAAGGAGCCACUACUGGGAACUGGCCCUCGGAGUCUGAGGAAGGCAGAAUCACACCAGUUUCCUCCUUGCGUGAGCAGUUGUGACUCUUUCUCAUGUGAGGCAUGUCUGAGGUGUGGCCGAGCACUAACCUCCUGCAAGAUGGAGGAGAUCCAGGACUUCAUUUCUCAAAAUUUCUGUCUUAUUCCUUUAAAAAGUUCCUAAAUGGGAUUGAGGCCACGAUGCUCUGGGACAGGAGUUCAAACUUCUGUCUGCACCGUUUUCCCAAUCUAAAUUGUCCUCGAAACUGCUAUUUUCCUUGCUGGGGAGAAUCAUAGAAUUGUAACGUUGGAAGGGAACUUGAGGGUCAUCUACUCCAACCCCCCUGCAAGGCAGGAAUCUCAGCUAAAGCACCCAUGGCAGAUGGCCAUCCAACGUCUGCUCAAAAACCUCCAAUGAAGGAGAGUCCAAUGCAUCCCCACUAGCAGUUCUGUGAGGCUGGGGAAGAAUUUGUGUUGGGGAAACGACCAGAGGCGAAAGCACUAAGACGUCUCUAUUUUAGCACAGAAUCAUAGAACUGUAGAGCUGGAAGGCACCACAAGGAUCAUCUAGUCCAACCCCUGCAAUGCAGGAAUCUUUUGCCCAACAUGGGGCUCGAACCCAUGACCCACGAUUCUGAGAUAUUAAGAGCUUCAUGAUCUAAGCUAUCCCAUGCUUUAUGGCCUUGUUUCUUGCCUGUUCUGGCUCUGAGUAAAAGUGUAGGAAUUGCUUCCCCAGACAGCCAUUCUCUAUGACACUAUCAUUUGCUUCAAACAGGUUCCACUUCACACUGGAACUGUAUCUGAACAGUGAGCGAGUGCAGCAGCUGGGGACUGAUGGGCCAGACAGUUUGCAGUCCUGGGCCAGUGCCCUUGCCAAGGUAAUGGUGUGGAGCAGUAGCAUCCCAUGAAAAGUGUCAAAACACUGGAUUAUUCAUGCACCUCCGAAGCACAGCCACCACCUUCUCCUAACACAGCCAGUCAAACUUCCUUCAUUAGGGCACUCUAAGCCCAGGUCCAGAAUGUGGUCUCUCUUUUGUCUACCUUUGUCCCAUUUAUUGUUGUUGUUGCCGUCAUUCUUUAUUUCAGUAUUAGUCACUUGGCACUUAGGAGUCCCGAAGUGUCUCACACAGUUUUAAAAGCAUAAAGCAUGGCAUUGGAGAAAGGAACAAUUGCUAUGUGGUAGAUUCCUCUGCUCUGGUUUCAUGCCAGACUCAUCUGCACACAGCCCUGUGCCCCAUCCGUCUUCCAGUGAGGCUGUAUCCUUCUGACCUGACCAUAUACCAUUCCUGUCCUCAAAGAGGAGGUUGAUGGGCCAAUAUCCAGCUUGCAUGCUCUGGCCAACCUUUACAGGGCCUGUGCAUUAUCCUUUUGGCUUGCCUCUCCAGGUCUGCUUUCUUAUUCCUUUGCAGUGGUUCACUCCUCUCAGCUGCCACUGCCUGCUGGGCUACGAGUUCCAGAAGGUGGGCAGACUCUGCUACAAGUCAAUGUUGAAUCCUAAUCAGUGGCUGCAAGGUUUCUUCAUCCUCCAGAAAUCUCAUCUCUUCAUCUGCCCAGGAGAAGAGGGGGCGGCUGAGGACAGCAUCAACCUGCGGCAGCUUCAGGAGCUCAGUGAGUAGUCCCUGCCCUAAGAAACGAGAGAGCAGCCCCCAACUUUCAGAGCAGCCCAGAUGCCAACACUAGCCUUCGGAUGUUAUAAAUUUAUUGCUUUUAGUUUUUCUGGCAUGGAAUGGAAGCCUCAUUCAGGCUUAGCUGAAGGCAUAGGGCUGCACCCUUCUGCAUGGAGCUCUUCUCUGAUUUCCCUAUCCACUGCUUUUUCUCCCCUUGUAGGUGUUGUUCCCCUUGCUGAUGAUCCAGAGAAGAAAGAGAUGCUGAUCCUGGUGGAGAUGGGGCGGUGAGAUGUGUGAGGAGGAAGGGCCCUCAGAUAGCUCAACAGAGCAAAACCCAGCUUUCCUUGGGAAGAUGUGGUUAGCAGCAGCAGGGACUGGCUGACAGAAACAAGAAAAGAGCAUGUUAGGAGUUGGGCCUGCCUUGAAAGGCAGAGUCAGUCUGCAGCAUUCUCUUCCCCUUCAGCAGCUUCCUGGUGGAGAAAGCCAACUGGCUGCAUUCUAGAUGCAGAGUGUGCCCUUCUCCCUUCAACCCACCCUCAGGGGUUGUUAUCCUGUCUGCAGGUAGACCUUCCAGUGCUACAGAGUGAUUAGAAGAGCUGACAGCAGCAAGACAAUCCAGAGUUUUGCCUUGGUUUUGCCCACCUUGCUUGGCUCCUAUUUCAGAGCCAAUGAGGUGGAAGAUAGCUUGCAAAACCUCCACAGGCAAGGAAGUGCCUAAAAACUACUGAUUCUGGAGCAAAUGUCACCAGUAACUGGUGUCGUCAGUAAGUGAUGACAUGACACUUCUUGGGGAAGAAGCAGGCCCUGAGCUAUGAGUCCUCACUUUCAUCUUCCUCCUGCUCUUCCUACAAAUCCACCACUCCUACAAAAUGGAGAUAGCUGACAGUCGCUGCUGAUCCAGCAGCAGUUCCAGUCCAGUUCAAGCUACACCUGAGCAGGGAGUGGUUCAAACACCUUCAUAAGGUCAGGUAGAAGGCCUGUGGUCCCUUGUAUUGCCUGAGGGCUUUCCAGGCAUGGCCUGCACUUUAAAGUUCCAUGUCCAAGUACCCCUCCUUUUUUUGCACAGAAGUAGUUUCCCUGUGAAAACCCGCUCUUUAAAGCUGGAGCAAACAGCAAUCUGCAGAAAACUCAAAUUGACAUCCACUCCGAUUCAGCUUUAAAGAGCGGGUUUUUGCAAGGAAAGCUCAGCCCCCCCCCCCAAAAAAAAAACCCAUGCUCGGACAUGGAGCAUUAAAUUGCAUGACCUGUGCCUGGAAAGAGCAGGGUGAAAGGUAAGUGUGUCCCCAGAGUUCCUGACAACUGAUACAGAGCUCACUGCCUUGGCUGUCCCCACCUCAGCAUCCAUGCCUGGGAAUAGCUUUGCCCUUUUCCCUGUUAUUCUGCCAGUUUCCCUGCAUCCAGCAAGCAGAGAGGAGCAAGAUAUAGGAUAUGUCUGGUUUUAAAACAACUAUACUCUGCGCCAAAAAGAAGAGUCAGUGGCAAGCAGGGGAGUGGGGAGGAAACAGUGUUAAAUUAUUGUGCUGAAGAGGACAGUAUUAAAGGAGUGUUAGUAAUAAGGGGGUGGGAGUAAUAUCCAGAAAAUAGAGGGUUGUGAUGGAACCAAUGAAUUAGGCUUGAGUGUGGCAGGGGGAUGGGUAUGUAGUUCUGAGAACAGUGGACUUGAAGGAAGAAAACCCCAAGUAAGAAAGAGUGGCAUCGUGCUGGACAUGGAGAGCACUAUUGCACUCAUGUCCUGCCUGUGGACUUCCUUAGAGGCAUCUGGUUGGCUGCUGCGAGAGCAGGAUGCCGGACUGAAAUGGGCCUUUAGUCUGGUCCAGGAGGGCUCUUCUUGCACUCCUAGGUCUGGCCCAAACUCUAAGUGCCACCCUCCUUGCCUACCAGUCGCACUCAUUCUGUGUUCUGUUUUAGGACAUUCUGUCUUCAAGGAGCAUCACGGCUGGACUUCUCCACAUGGUGUGCAGCUAUUCAGGCUUCAGCAGGGGGGCAAGGGAAUGCUCUGCGUGACCAGCAGCUCAGCAGGAGUGGCAUCCCCAUCAUCGUGAACAGCUGCAUUGCCUUCAUCACCCAGUAUGGUGAGUCCCUCAGGGGCUCUUCCCAUCGGCCAAAAGUCAAUAUUCUACUGGGAGCCAACGCAUCAGUGGCCGCCCACCACCAAAAACAACAUGGGGAAUUUUACCUGAAAAUGAUUGAAGGGAGGAGUGAAAGGGUCAUAUAGUCUUCAUUAUCUUCUCUUUGCUGGUCUUCUACUCAAUAUUGCAGCAUCUGUGGCUGCUUUGCGUAAAAGAAAACUGAGCAUUGUGUGUAAUGUGAGUCCCACUCUUGCACAAUGCAUAUAAAUCAGUUGCAACUUUUCCUUCCCAUUUCCUGCCUGGGAUCUCCUUGCUGAUUUUUCAUAUAACAACUGCAAAGACACAGCCCUUAGGUGCCAUUUUUUUCACUGGACUACCUUUCUCUCAUUUCCCCUUGUCCUCCAUCAGGGCUACAGCAUGAAGGCAUUUAUCGGAAGAAUGGAGCUAAGUCUCGAAUCAAGACUUUGAUGGAGGAGUUCCGACGGGAUGCUCGAAACGUGAAACUGCGCAUCAGUGACAAUUUCAUUGAGGAUGUGACAGACGUGCUGAAGAGGUUUUUCCGGGAGCUGGAGGAUCCUGUUUUUACCACAUACCUGCACCCUCAGUGGAAGGAGGCGGCAGGUACCAGCCUUCCUGUGCUGCUAUUCCUUUAUACGCCAGCCAGCAGCUGAAGCCUCCUUUCACUCCUUAGAUACCAACUGCAGUGGGACAACUUUUGGAGUUACAUACAAAAAGCUUUGCUCACUGCAGGGAUACAUUCGAGCCACAAAAGAAGUUGUCUUCCAGUGCCAUAUCCCGUGAAUUCUAUGAUGUUAAGAAAAACAAAACUGAGAGUCUGCCUACAUGUGACCCUAACAAACUGAUGUGCUUUUAAAAAUUAAAUGCCAACUUUUUCAGGGCAUGGGGGUGUCAAGAUUGUAACAUGCAGAGAGGAGAGAAGGGGAGCUUUAAGUCUCUGCCCCUGGCUGCAGUCUCCAUGAAAUUCACCUCUUACACACACAGAGAGAGAGCAAGAAAGCUUAGGGGGAAAGCUUCAUUUGGUUCUAAAGGGAACUUUCCCCCUAAUGCUACUUGCCAUGCUGGGCAGGUGGCUUUCACAGAGAUUGUGGCUACAGCUGGAAACCUUUCCUCCCUGCAUGCUGUGAUCUGGAUAACAAUCCCCACACAACAGAAUUGCUAAUCCCGUUGUUAAUAUCACCGGCAGUUGGUCUUGUCACUCAAGAAAGCCAGUGCCAAUCAAAAUAGUUGAUACUGAACUAGAUUGGCCAAAUAGACAACCUGAUUUGGAAAAUAGAGUAAACUUAAAAAAAAAAAAAAUCACAGCCAAGCAUUCCUUAUACCAGGUUGCUCAGGAAGACAAGCUCUGUUGCAUACUAAAGAUCUCCCCAAUUGCCAGAAAAGGCUCCCUUCUUUUUUGGUGUUCUUCUUGCUUGUAUACAGCCCAGUAUCUAUUGAUAUAAUUAAAGCAGAAGAAUGUAUAAAAAACCAUCUGAAGCAGCACAUGUUGACCUGGGAGGCCAGGGUUCAAAUCUCCACUCAGCCAUGAAGUUUUCUGCCUCUGUGGCUAAUCUGCCUCUUAGGGAUGUUUGGAGGAUAAAACAGGGAGGGAUAGAACCACAUAUGCUUUUUGGAGGGAAGGUGGGAUAUCAAUGUAAGUAAAGUAAUAAAACAGAACAUAAUAUAAUAUUUAGAGUGUAUGUUUACCAAAGUUUAAUUCUAUGCUGCUUCCUUUCAGCAAUCUCCCAAAAGUCCCAAAGAUUGGAGCGAUACAAGGAGCUGAUAAGCCGCUUGCCCCGCCUCAAUGGCCGGACCCUGGCUGCUCUGAUUGGCCACCUGUACCGGUCAGUCUACACUCGCCCUCAGUGGCCUCUGCAAAAAAUAUCACUCUUUGCUUCCCAGAGCUCCUGUGGAAGGUGUUCUGUUUAGAACAGAAAACACCUUUCAGACCCUGGAUUUAAAAUCAGGGAAAUGGUGCCAGGAAGGAUUAAGUCCCCCUCCUGUAGUUCCACAGUCCCCGUCUAAAUUCCUUCCCCCUUCACCACUCUGGUUGCUUUUAAGUCCUAAGAAAAGAUGGCACACCUGGAUGACACAACGCACAAUGGUGAUGUGCAUGAGGAGAGAUCAGAGGCCGCUAGGGUUUCCCUGGCUGGAAGAGUGGCGGACAUGGAAACUCUUUCUAGUUGAGUUCCCUCUUCCAGAGUUAGCAAACCAAUCCUGUGCACAGUUCUUCUGCAGGCUGCUCUUCUUUGACAGCCCAGCUUCUACUUACCAACUUCAGUGAAUGCUGUGCUGUGGCAUUGGUCUGUUGAUAUCAGGACACGGAGAACCACCUAAAAGUUGCUUAACAAAAUCCAUGCAGUUCUUCCCACUCUCCCUUCCAACAUACUCAUUCAGUCCAUAAUGGGGUGGGGGGAAUGUGCAUGGACUGAAAAAUACCCCCCCAAAAAAUAUGUUUGUGUCCUAUCAAGCAGUUAACCUUUUGAGUAACAUCCCCUUCUUCCUCCACCCGUUUGACUCACAUGUUGGAAGUGGAGAAAUUGAGAAAGUUAUGCUCCAUUUCAUACUGCUCUCCAGACUUCAAGGAAGAUGUUGGGAGAGAUGGGAAAGCGUCAAAGUAAAGAAGAUACUGCAUGCAGCCUUCUGAUCCACUUGUGGAGGAAGGACAUCAGAGAUAUAGGAGAUAGAAGGGAAGCAGCAGAGGGGGCCACGUCUGCACAUGGGGCAGAUUGGUGGAUAUAUGCAAACAUGGCUACCAGAAUGCCCCUUGCUUGGAAGAGUGCCAGCCAUGGAAGCGCCUCCGCUCACUCCUGCAGGUACUCACAGCCUUCUCUCAUUUGAUAUCGCAGGGUUCAGAAAUGUGCUGACCUCAACCAGAUGACCACCAAAAACCUAGCUCUGCUCUUUGCACCCAGCCUCUUUCAAACGGAUGGAACAGGGGAACAUGAAGUCAAGGUGAUGGAGGAACUGAUUGACAACUAUGUUCCUAUCUUCAAUGUGAGUCGCCUGCCUCUUCACCCAACUGCUCUCCCUGUUACUUCACAGUAGGCCUUUGCCUUUUUUGCAUCCAUGCUAACUGCAUUGCUUCUCCUGCCCUGUAGAUAGAGGAAGACCAGGUGUUGCAGAUGGACCUGGAGAACAGUUUGAUUACUACCUGGAGAGAUGUCCAGGUAUUGCAGUUUCGCUUGCCCAUCCUUUUGGCAUGUUGCCCAGCAGAUAUGUAGGCAACCACAGCAACCCAAGAGACAUUAUGCGAGGGCUUGGAUCCAUGAGGAUUCAUGAAGGCUCCUGAUUCUGUGUGUUUAGCAUCCCCUCCAGACAAAUCUUCACUGUAGCCUAGUAAAAAUAAUACUUAAUGUUUGUGGGUGGUCUGAAAUGCUGAACAUUAAGAUCUUGUCACAGAAAAGUCCCACAUGCUCACACAACAACCCACACGCAUUGGCUGUACCACCAGAAGGGUCUCCUCCACAGACUCUGCAGAUCUUGGGAAAGGUACUCCUUCAGGUAUUUAGGCCCCAAGUCAUUUAGGGAAUUCUAGUCCAAAGUUUACACCUUAAAUUGGGCAAGGUAGCAAACCAGCAGCCAGUGCAAUUUCUGCAGGACUUGUGUUGCGUGGUUAGCUCUGGGUGUACCUCUCAGAACCCUCACAUCUGCAUUCUGCACUAUCUUCAAGGGUAUCCCUUUAGAAUCAUAGAAUCAUAGAGUUGGAAUAGACCACAAGGGCCAUCGAGUCCAACCCCCUGCCAAGCAAGUAGCCUAAACAGAUUUAUCCCCUCACCUUACUCCCUACAGCUCUCACAGGCUGGUGAUAUCAUCCUUGAGGUUUACCUAGAGCAGAAGAACCCUGACUGCUGUGUCACACUUAAGGUGAGCAACAGUCCUCUCAACAGCCACUGUCCCUUGGUGUCAUUGGGUAAUAUGGGGCUCAGGUCACUGGCUUUUUUCACAGAGGUGGAGAGAUCAGCCCAUGAAAGGCUGCUUGUGUGAGGCAAUCCACUGGAGUGGCCAGAACCACGGAGCUGCCCCUGGGCAGGAUGGAGGGGCUCUCAGCUCUAACAGAGACAUAGAAAUGCCCUUGUACUUCAUGGCCAAUUUCCAACUCUAUGCUGAAAUGCAUUAACUGAUUGCAAGAUUUGUGUAUAAUGUUCUAAUGUCAGACUCUGCACCUUUACUUGACCACAUGCUGACAUUCCUGCCUCUUGGUUGGCUGACUGAAUUGUGCUUGCUCAUCACCUCGCAGGUGUCUCCCGUAAUGAGAGCAGAAGAGCUGUCCAAUCAGGUGCUGGAGAUGCGAAAUGUGGCACCCAGCCUGGACAUCUGGCUUACCUUUGAAGUCUUAGAGAAUGGGGAACUAGGUAAGCAGAUGAUACCUUUCUAUUAGGUCUGUGUGCCAGGAGAGCUGUAGAGGUUUUUCAGAGUUUCACAGAUGUGUCCAAGACAUUCUUUUAUUUGUUUAUUAAAAUAAUUACAUUAAAAAGGCCCACCACUUGCUUAACAAUAAAUACAUUAAAAUACAGCUUUAGAAUAUGUUCCUAGGGUUUUCAUGCCACACACAUGAAACUUGCACAAAAUCCUUGACCCUCUGGUAACAAUCAUUUUUGUGAAUGCUCUUCCCGCUCCCUGAAUCUGGUCUCUGGACAUGCAUUGGACUCUUUCUGGCCCUUGUUUUUCAGAGCGCCCCCUGCAUCCCAAGGAGAAGGUCUUGGAGCAGGCCCUGCAGUGGUGUAAGUUGACCAAACCCAGCUCUGCUUAUUUGCUGGUGAAGAAGGUUCCCAUUAGGGAAGGCAGCUGCCUCUUCACAGGUGAGUGAGCAUGCCCUUCUCACUUAGCCCAGCUUGUUGGUGCCCUGGAAACAAGCAAGUCAGCCCCUGCUCACUUUUGCAAUAUAGCGCUAGAGUCUGGGGCUCUUAGCCAGGGUAGCAGGACUGAGAAAUUCUACUUGAAAUUCUGCAGAGUUGUGGCCAAUCAGAGACAAAAAAUGCUGGUCUCAAGGGGUCAGAUAUUUGUACAAAGUUAUUUUAUGGAGGGACUGUAGCUCCGAAGUAGAGCAUAUGCUUUUCACCCAGAGUCCCCAGGUUCAAUCCUCACUUUCUCCAGUUAAAGGAUCUCAGGUAGCAAAUGAUGAGUACGAUCACUGUGCAAGACCCUGGAGAGUUUCUGCCGGUCAAAGUGGAGCACUGUGCUUGGUGGGCCACUGGUUUGACUCAGUGUAAGGCUGCUUCGUUCAGAUUCAUCACAGAAUCUCAAAGCUGAAAGGAGCCACGACUUGUCUGUUAUUUGGCCUCUGAGUGCUGGCUCCAUAAUUCCACCGCCCUGAACAUUGUUAGGCAGCAGUGCCUUGCUGAGUGUAAACCUCUCCGCCAAUGUUCCCAUUUCCUUGCAGGUGCUAAACGCGAGAGCCCCAAAUGUGGUCUGCUGAAGUGCCGUGAGGAGUUGCCCAAACUCCUGGGCAACAAGUUUCAGGAGCGCUACUUUGUCAUCAGGGACCGCAAGUUGCUUUUACUGAAAGAGAAACGGGUAUAGCAACCCAACUAAUACAUUUGUUUAUUUUAAAAUGUCACAUCCUGCUUUAGCUUGUAAAAAGCAGCCCAAUACAACUUCCAAAAAACAACCAUUAAAGCAAACCAGCAAUAAUCGCUCUUAAGGUUUGGUUGUAAGUUGCUUUGUUACCAACAGAUUUAAUAACAAUUGAGGGCUACUGGUUUUUUGGCUGCCAUUAUCUUGGUAUACCAAGUUUCAGAGCUUGGUACCAUCUCAAUAGCUAAAAAGCACCAUGUAUUUCACAAGGACUAAAUGAUCCUCUGUGCUAAUCCUUCCUUCAUCCCAAAGGUAGACUCUCGUUAUUACAGAUUUCAAGGAGUGGUCCUUCCAUCCUUUUGCCCCAGACCACAAAACUGUAGGAUACCCAUAGGGCCCUGAAGAUCUCUUUUAGUAGAAGAGAGUCCCUUUGUCCCUCCAACUUCCUUUUUGUCUCUUUCCAUCCAACCUCUCUCAAAAAGGCAGCAUCUCCCCCUUCCAUUGCCCAGUUAAUCAACCCCAAAUAGCAGAUAAGAGUUCUGCCCUUUCUUUAUAUUUUGGGAAAGCUAAUAAUGCCUUAUGCCUUUGGAAUGAUGAUUGCACCUUCCGGUUCUCUAUCCUCAGAGUGCUAAGCCAGAGCGGGAAUGGAUGCUAGACGUGGCCAAGGUUUACAUGGGGAUUCGAAAAAAGCUGAAGCCCCCUUCACAGUAAGUGACUAUGGGAUCCCAUUGAAUUUACAGUAGUGGGGUUGUGGGGGAGACGCCUGGCCUGCAGGCCAGACUUGAACCACCAGACCUCCUUGUCUGGCCUAUGAGGCCAUUUUGGCCAGCAGUUGCACUUGUUGUCCUAUAUGACAUGGGAGCUUGGGAAGCGCUGCCCCCUUUGAACUUUGACAGGCGUCAGUCGCCUGAUGUAAUUAUGACAUCAGAUGAAUGACAGCAGGGGAUUAUCUCACUCUGUAUCCAUCUCUGCUACAGGUGGGGUUUCACUCUGGUUCUAGAAAAGCAGCAACUGUGAGUAUCCUUUCUAUGUUGCUUUGUUCUUUCAGUGUGAGAUGAGCUAUUCCUCCCGCUUUCCCUCCCUUCCUCCCUCUGCCCCAGGGCUUUUCUCAUCUCAAGCACUGCGUGGGACAGGGUGGAAAGAGCCUGUCAUAAUGGGACUGCCUCUGAUGCAUAAAUGUCCACAAAUGGUAUCCCACGUCCAUAUUAAAAUGGCAGGUGGUGUACCACCCACUUUCUUACAGGGUGCUGUUCAGCCUGAGAGUGCAGUUGCUCAGGGACGCACCAAAGAGCUGCUUCCAUCACUCGUGAGGGCAGUUCACUGGCUAAGACCAGCAGUUUCUGGCUACUGCUCACAGCUCCCAUGCCCAUCAGCCAGCGUUAGGGAAGAGGAGAAACAUGAAUUGAAGGAGGUGACGGUGUCCUGUUCACUGCCUUCUUUUGGAAUCUGUUGUAGCAAUAACUGGGCAAACUUGGAGAGAUUCAGGUGCAAGCCUUUCCCUCACACGUUCCAAGUGGGAAUUACAAAUCCUCCAAUCCUAAUCUCGGUGGCUGUGAGUUGCAGCAGCUGAAUGAAACUUCCAUAGUCAGAGACAGCAAAGCCCCUGAGAUUCUGGGGACAAAAGAACAGUGGGUGGUCCAUGCCCUAUCAUUGAACUUAGGAAGGCAUCUGUCUGGCCAUUGGUGGAAAUAGAAUGCAGGUCUUUGGUCCAAUCCAACAGGGCAGUUUUGAUGUUCUUUUGAGUCCUUUCCCUGGAUAAACUUCACCAGCCACCUUUAGCUGCUCCAGGGAAUGCACCAUUGCCUGUUGAGCUAGGGAGUAGGGUGGGACAAGUCACCAAUGUUGGCAGUAACAGGGAGUGUUUGUUCCACAGGUAUUUAGCAUGCAUGGGGCAAUCCGAUCUGUGGGACUGGACCACCAGCAUCCUGAAAGCCCAGGUGUGUAAGAAAAGCCCUCAGCCAGGAACAUGCAGUGUUCCCUUCAGUCCAAGUUAUACAUAGGGAAUUGCUUUCAAGUAGUUUGCUAAUGAAAUAUCUGACUGACCGUAACACUGAUGUGAUAGCUUUGUUCUGAUUUGUGAUGUCAUCUCCACAAAAGACGUUUCCUGGAUUGUUCAUCCUUUUAUCUAGCAACGACCUGCCCUUGUGGUGACAACACCCAAGAGAGUCUUACCUGAAAAUAUAUUCAGAUGGGAGAUCUGCCAUGGGUCACCCUCAGGAAAAAGCUCAACUAUUCCUUCUUCAGGUGAAACUCACCUGUUUUCACUCCAAGGACAAGUUGUUUCAGAUUUUCAGUGCAUUUGUUGGAGAAAAUGGUUAGAAUCCAAUAUUCUAACCAAUAUUCUGACAGGACUUCCCUCUCUCCUCCCGCCCCCAUGCAUACCUAGCACCCUCCCCAAAUUUGCUCCAGAGAUUUGGGGGAAGUUCUGAAACAGAUAUGAGGGGGCCACAGGGAGAAGAGAGGAGGGAAAGUCCCUUUGGGCAAGUGUGAAUCUUUCCACCAACAGAGUGGUAGGAGGAAGAGUCCUUCAAUCACAGCAACCCUAUAGCAAGUUUAAUUUAUGACAUGAGAGGGCCAGAAAAAGAAUGCUUCCCUUCUUUACUAUAUGGCUGCUUCUGUUUUGCAAAUGUGAAGGUGGGCAAGAAAAAUUGUGGCUCUUUCACCCAGCAAAGACAGGAUGCUUUCCUUUCCUACAAAGCACAGUGAAAUGGGGCGAAUUGUGUGUGUCUGUACCCACACUCUUUUGCAACAUAGCAAUAAUGUUGUUGAAAAGCCAGAAAAUUAAAAGGGAAAAGGAGAGGAUGAUGUUGCCCCUUUUCUAUUCUUUUUUUUUCAACCAUAGCCUUUUUAGUGUUGAGGGGGUACAUUGGCUGUGCUUCCUUUUACUAAAUAUUUUGCAGCCGCUGCCUCCUCCAGAUGCAACUCUUUCAUUACUAAUGUGAAGUUCCCUAAAGGGUUAAUGAUGAAACCCAGAUAGAAAUAAUCAGAAGUGCCAUAAAUAGUCCACUGCUUUAUAACAGGUUUUUGCUUUGUAGCCAUUUUCUGCCUGCAACGAUAAAAGGGAAAAUCUUUGAACUCCGUUCCAAAUAAAAAACCAUUAAUGGAGCUGCAAACUUUGCACGCUAAGCUUUCUACCAAACAUCAUCUUUGCCUCUGACAGCAGGUGCAUGUGUGAUUGUGGUGGGUGCUGGGCUUAUUGUGCAUUUUAAAUAUUCCACAUAAGUUAAUGCUGCAUUUCCAUGUCCUGUACGCAGACAGACUGCAUUUGUGACCAACUUAUGGUAGAAGACAUCACUCAUUCUCUGUUAGCCUGCCCCUUACAUAGAGACCCAAGAUAUCACUUUCUGAAACCUUUGUUCACACAAGCAACCAAGUACACCCCAGCAGAAAGGGUUUGGUUUCUUUUAAGUGACAAUAAUAGCUUUGUAACACAGAGAGUGGUCCUCUAUGCACUGGCUGCAAAAAAGAGAGGAAAAAGGAGAUAUGGCGAUUUUAUCUAAGUUGUUUUGGUGAUUCAGUGGUUUAAUAUGAAAUCAAGGUACAGUGGUACCUCGGGUUAAGAAAUUAAUUCAUUCUGGAGGUCCGUUCUUAACCUGAAACUGUUCUUAACCUGAGGUACCACUUUAGCUAAUGGGGCCUCCCGCUGUCGCCACACCACCACGGCACAAUUUCUGUUCUCAUCCUGAAGCAAAGUUCUUAACCCAAGGUACUAUUUCUGGGUUAGCGGAGUCUGUAACAUGAAGCGUCUGGAACCUGAAGCGUCUGUAAACUGAGGUACCACUGUAGAUUUAAGCGUGUUCGUGUCUCUGGUAUCUUCUCUCAUCAUGGAUGCCAGCUUAUAUUAUGGAUGUAUGUUCUGUAAUAUUUUAUUCAUACUAUUGCUGCAAGUUGGUCAUGACCUUUGGCUUGAACAAUAAACUUCUGAAAAUAAUAAUAAUAGUAGUAGUAGUAGUAGUAGUAGUAGUAGCCUGCCUCUUCUGAAGGAAGCAUGUUGGUUCAACAGGUAGUCACUGCUAGCGGUUAGUAUCUAUUACUAAGAACACACUUAUAGAAUAACAAAAAAAAUAUCCAUUGCAUCUUCUACUCAAAAGGGCAAAAUAACCUUGCAGGCCUGAAACAAGAGAUAUCAAAGGAUGGCUCUCUCCUAAAAUCAGUCUCAAAAUGUAGCAACUGGCCAGAUGAAAUGUGGAAGGGGCAGCCAUGUUUUGAUGUAUUUCUCCACAACUCAGCUCACUUCCAGUGUCAGACCUGGGCAGGGAGAAAGCAUCUGAAGCAGUGGCACAGAUUAAGGCAGGGCAUCAGCUGCCCUCAUGCACAUCUUUUGUUGUAUACAUUAGAGCCCCAUACCUAGGAGUAGGGAAUGUCUGACCCAACGACCAGACGCAUGCCCCCAUUGAAGCAUGUCAUGGGUGGCAUGACGUCAGUGAAUGUGUUGUGACUGGUAAUAUAAAGAAAUAGUUGUUGACUUCCCUUCCUUUAGCAUGACAGCAUCCGCCCGGUCAUCCUGCGUCGGCGCUCAUCUUCUGACCUAUCCAAGCAGAAGUUUGGCACCAUGCCCCUGAUCCCUCUACGGGGAGACAGCACCAAUCCCACCAUGCUCUCUGCUAACCAGACCCUGGUAAGGCUGCAUGACCUGGCUCCUGCUGAAGCCCUGCUCUUCCAUGAAACAAGAGCAAGCUGCAAAGCAUGAGCAGCUUUAAAAUCCCUGUGCUCAAAUGUAAAGCAUUUCCCUCUGCUGGUUGUAUGUCCUAAGAAGUGGUACAGUUCGUGCCAGAGCCCAGGAAGAGUAAUUGGUGGGUGACCUAUUUCUGUGUUUAGCCGCAGUUAUGGGAGAGUCACUUCCUCAUUACAAGAGGAAUUAAUUCCCACAUGAUGUCUGAACGUGCUUUAUUGAGAACACUGUCUUUGCUCAUGAGUGAACCUCCCCAGCCUCGUCCAUGAAGCCAGGGCCUCUAUCUUAGAAGAACAAUUGGCAAUGAAGCAACCAAUGUAUUGCUUCUAAAAAAGCUCUUCUCAGCCAAUAAAUCUGAUUUGGUGUUCACCUUCAGCAGAUCUCUUAACUGGAUGAGGAGCCACCAGCCCCUUCACCUUGUGGGCUGGAGGGCCUCCUCAUGACUUAUUCUUCUGGUGCCCUGGAUUGUAGGUGGAAAUUGCAUGCCCAGAAAGAGCAACAGCAGAACCUCUUGCUUUUUCUCCAAAGGAAAAACAGGAUGGUACAAAAAUAAAACCCAACAACCCCAACCUCUGGAUCUCUGCUAAGCUUUCCAAGUCAUAACCAAGACUGAUUAAUCUGCUCUUCCUUCUUGUCUGCUUGUGGUGUGAAUUGCAUCAUCUGACCACUUUUAUUCCUCUUGUUUGCAGCACCGCCUGCACACACGAAGGACAUUGUCCAUGUUUUUUGUAAGUACCUAUGCAUGUACAGUAUUACAUACUUAUCCUGUGUCCCUUACACUGUUAAUAGAGGGGGGAAAUGCAAAGCUUUCUCUCAGAGGUAGAUCUUGAACCCUUGUCUCACACAGAGCAGGGUGAACCCUCCCAGCUCUCACCUGGGAGCUUCCCUUUCUUUUUCUCCCAGCCUCCCAGCCUGGGAGACCUUCCCCUCUCUGCCUCUCGCACAGGGUCUUUCAUCAGCCAGCCAUCACCUUCCUGUGUGUACCCUCAUUAACCCAGAGAAGAGGACAUCAAACAAAAAACAAAGCAAAAGCAUAGUAGAUAAAAGAAAAAGAGAAAGAGCAAAAGCAGGAAGCAAACGAUAAUGAAAAAGAGGACCCCUCCAUUUCAUCAUCUGUUGCCUCCCGCUUUACUAUUCCACUCUCACGUUCUGGCAGACCUUGAUCGGUAUUUUCCUUCAAAGGUUCUGUGCAUUCUUUGGUUUGAUCUUCCUCUGAUCCAUUUUCAUUCACCGUUUUAUGCAUCUCAGCUCCAACCCAAGGAGGAAUCCGGGCCGUGGUGCUGCAGAAUGUCUGUGGAGUGGGCAAGUGCUCCCUCUUUCAAACCCGGUUGGAUCUGGGCCAUCCCAGAAUGGAGACUAGCCAAGCUGUCUCCCCUGAGCCUUUUCAGAAAACUUGAACAUUGCCCAUGCAUGCCAAACAAAGUGUGAGCCACUGACAAGCUUAGUUGCCUCUAGCCUCACCCAGGACUGCCGUCUGCUAUGGCAAGGAGAAGGAAGGGUGGCAGCCUGGGCCUUGACUUGUAGUUGAGGCCUAUUAGACACUCACACCUGCAGUGUCAGAGCCAAACCAGGGCAGGAGGCCAGACUUCUAGGAUUUGUGUGAGUGCACACAUAGUCCUGGGUAGCUUACUAGACUAGGCCUGAGCCUCAGGCAAUUAGGUUAUUGGUCCAAGCUGCAGAGACCUAAAAUUGCAGAACCAGGGCCAGCCCAACCUUGAGGCUGACUGAGGCAGCCACCUCAGUGGCAGAAUCCCAUGAGGCAGUGUCCCCAUGGGCGUCCCACCUGCUCCUGCUGCCACUACCACUGCAGAAGCAACAGUGGCUUCCGGUGAGAUUUCGCUGGAAACCACUGCACAACCCCAGUAAAUGAGGCUCAGCGGUGGUGGAGAUGGCACCUUCCUGUUUUGCCUCGGGCAGAAAAACAGGACAGGCAACCCCUGCUCAGAACAAUUGGGGAAUGUUUCUUUCUGCCUCGAGCCCAAGCAAUGGCAAAUCCAUUAAUGGCCUCCUUUUGCCUUGACUCCUCACAGCCAAUGAAAAUGCAUCAGGAUUCACUAGAGGAGCAGCAGGAGGCGGCUGAGUCUGAGCCUGUCUAUGAGGAGGUGGGAAACUUUGCCGACAUGGGCUUUCUGGAGCUCCAACAGUCCCUGCUGCCUCCUGUGGACCGAACCAAGAAGCCAGUUCCAUGCUCAGAGCAGGCAGUAUCCAGCUCACUGCCCCCGUGCCCAGCCCCCAGGACAUCUGGAAUCAACGUGGCAAAAGGAUGCUGCUUUGAGAGGACCCUCAGGCUGGAGGAGGGGAAGGACCUCCUCCCAGACAAGCUCCCAGGACACAGUGUGGCCCCAAGUGCGGCUGUAGAGAGAAUGACUGAGUUGCCUCAAGGGCCGCCUGCCCCAGACUGGGAACAGGGGCAGUCAAUAGAGGCACCUGCCUCCCCUCCAGAACUUCCAAUGGGAGAGGAGCCUCAAGCUGGUGCCCCCAGGAAGAAAAGCUUCCAGGCAGACUUGUCCAUCAGUGACAAACUCAUGCAGGAGCUGAGUUCUGCCAUCCUCCGGAAGAACGAGUGCCAGGCACCUGCCACAGUGGGGAAGCAGAACCCCCAGGAUGGGGCCCAGGCACAGCUGGAAGGGUCACGGGAUCUGAGGACUGAGAUCCCUUAAACUGGAACUAGGCUCACCGCAGUCCUGAGCAUGACAUGAGUCGCGGGAGGCUGCUGGUCUGCAUCACGUCUCUGCCUGCGAUGGGUAGAACCAAAUACCCUGCCUGGAAGCGUUGCAUUAAGAAAUCCUCUUCUCCUCUCGAACUAUUUUAUCCUUAGAGUUCCCAGCCACUUCUAGAGAGGAAGCGUGGUGGAAAGCAAGGUGGGGUGAUAUUUACUAAGGCAAGGGUGGUGCCCCCCUCAGCUCCAGCCCAUAUCCACGUGCAGAAUGUGGUGCUGCGUGCAGGAUUCAGGUUCCUGGGAACCUCAGCUUUCAUUUUUACAAGUUUCUAGCCCUCAUGCUAAGAAUAUACUCUUGCCUGCCUAUGUGCAAUGCCUGAAUGAAAUCAUAGAAGUCAAAUAGGUGGCUGAGUAUGUCCUGUGAUAAUCUGAACAUGUCACAGACUUCAGCUGUUCAUGGUGCAAAAUUUGGAUGGCGUGGCCAUAUAUUUCUGUUUAGACAGGCCUGCACAGGGAAUAAAUGUUCUUGAAAAGGUAAGGAAAUCCUGAGCAUUUCCAGCAAUAUUCAUACUGCCACUUGGAAUAAAUGAAUUUUGUACAACAGAGAGCAAGAGAGUUUGUUUAUGCUGAGUUAUCUGGAACAGAACUGAUUAAUGUGCACGGUAGAUAUGGGAGCCAAAGGUUUGUUCAUACCGUAUUGGAGACAAGUAAAUGAGCCACAACUGCUUGAAGACUGGUGAAGGGAAUGCAGUAAACCACUUCUGAGGUGGUGAUGGUGACUGGGUGAAACUCUGAGGAAAUGUCUCAAGACUACACACUUCACUCUUCUCAGUUGGACAUCUGAACUUCAUAGAAUCAUAGAAUUAGUCAUCUAGUCCAACCCCCUGCUAUGCAGGAAUCUCAGUUAAAGCAUCUAUAACAGAUGACCAUCCAAACUCUGCGUAGAAACCUCAAAUGAUUUGGAUCACUACUGGGACAUGUGCCAUUUUCCUGAUGAAAAUUCCCCUUCCCUUUUUGCCCUAGGCAGCAAAACAUGCAGCUACGCAUCUCUAGGUUUUGCCCUGUGGGACAAAAAGCAUCGUGGAAGUUUUUUAAAUCAGGAAAAUGCUGGGAGCUUUAAAUACCCACCCAUCCCUACUGCUAUAUUUUUUUUAGUUGUGGCUUUCCCAAUGGUAACAUCAAAUCUGACUCUCAGAUUCAUUUAUGAGCCAGGCAGCGAACUUGAAAUCAUUGGAAUCAAAUCUAAAUAUUUAUGAAAGUGAAGCAAAAAACAGAGCCAGCUAUUAAUCUCUGUUCAAUAAACAAUUUAAUUCCCAAUAUAUUAUAAAGUAGGAAAGAAGUGUAUUAAGGGAAGUAACAGGGUAAUUUGAGAGAGGACAAAGUUUGAAAGAAACACACAUGGGCUACAUAUAGCAAGUGUUAAAAAAUAACAUUACAUUUAGUUUAUAUUCAACACGUCCUUUCCAACAUUCAACAAAAGGAGGACUCUCAUCUGCCAGCUGAAGUCAACAUGGCACAAAAUUCAAAAUCCAGCCAGGUGAGAGCUUGUUUCCAAAGAGGCAAGCUGGACAUCCUGACCAGCAGGUGCCAUAUUAUGGGUAGGAAAGAGAUAAGAGCUAUGAGGCAUUCAACUCUGCUCUUAGGACCUGGCCACUUAACAAUUAAUAUACAGUGGUACCUCAGGUUACAUACGCUUCAGGUUACAGACGCUUCAGGUUAUAGAGUCCACUAACCUAGAAAUAGUACCUGGGUUGAGAACUUUGCUUCAGGAUGAGAACAGAAAUCGUGCUCUGGCGGCGCGGCAGCAGCAGGAGGCCCCAUUAGCUAAAGUGGUGCUUCAGGUUAAGAACAGUUUCAGGUUAAGAACAGACCUCUGGAACGAAUUAAGUACUUAACCCGAGGUAUCACUGUAUAUACAUAUUCCCCAAAGCAAACAAUUGAUCAGAGGUGAAUAAAUAAAUGCACAGGGAGCAUAUUUUUACCCUGUUUUCAUAUUUUUAAAGGGCUGCUGUGGCAUUCGUACGGAGCCCCCGGUCGUCUCACGGACUAUUGACCCGUACACCACUAAUCCGCUGCCACCAACCAGGUCCUCCCCAGUAAAUCACUUAGUCUCAAGUCAGGUUCUCAAGUUAACAAAGAAGAGUGUAGUUUAUUGCAGACACAAACAAACUUUAACUGCAUUCCAAACGUUGUUACUCUUUACCUUCUUAGUCUUAUUUUAUCCUGUCUCUAUCUCUUCUACCUCCCCUCACACAAGAACCAACUGCACUGUCUCUCUAUUUCCAACUCUCUGCCAACUGCUUUUCCAACUGCCUUUCCCAACCAACCAACACACUAAAACGAACCAACUACCCACUAAAACCAACCAACUACCCACACCCAAACCUCAGGCUAAACCCCUUUAUAAACAGGUGGGCUCCACCUCCGGCUUUCCUAUUGGUCUACAUAUUAACCCUUUCUCUCCCCCUGUACAGACAUUUUCAAACGAACAGGCAAACACCACAUCCCUCCCCUCUUAAAGAAGUUUGAUCAGGAGGGAUAACUGAACAGAGUUACACUCCUGAUCAAACUGCAUUAGACAUUUAAAACAACUCAGUUAUCUACAGGAAAAAAAAUUAACUGUCCAUGGUUAACCUUCACCAUCGGGUCUCUUGAUAAAGCAUCGGCCACAAUGUUCAGGGGCCCUUUCAUGCUUCUUAUGGUGAAAUUGAAGUCCUGCAGCAACAGGGCCCACCUCAUCAGUUUGCUAUUAGUUCUCAUCAUCCUUAGCCAAAGCAAGGGUGAAUGAUCGGUGCACAGUAUAAAUUUCUGGCCCCAGAUGUAUGGUUUUAACUUCUGUAGGGACUAGACUAUAGCAAAACAUUCUUUUUCUAUCAUGGAAAGGUGUUUCUCUCUGGGUACCUGAUCAGAUGCAGGUUGUUUUCCUCUCCCAGUUAACACAGCACGGCUCCAAUCCCAGCAUUCAGCGCAUCUGUAAAGAUGGUGAACUCUUAUGUCGUAGUUUGUUGCGACGAGGACUGGUCCGGUAGUCAAGGCAUUCUUUAGCGCAUGAAAUGACUGCUGGCACACUGAUGUCCACUCAACAUGCUCCGGUUUUUUCUUGCGAGUCAAGUCGGUCAGUGGUGCAGCUAGUUCACUGAACUUAGGGAUAAAUUUUCGAUAACACCCUGCCAAAUCUAAAAAUGCUCUCACUUUCUUUUUUGACAUAGGAGUAGGGCAGUUCGUAAUUGCCUCCACCUUGGUCUCUAAGGGCUUUAUUAUUCCUCCACCUACCAUAUGUCCAAGGUACUUGAUUUCUGAGACCCCAAUCUGACAUUUACUAGCCUUAAUGGUCAAGUCCACCUUUUUAAUUCUUUGUAGAACUAACUCUAGGUGCUCUUUGUGUUCGGACCAGGUUUGACUAAAAAUUGCAAUAUCAUCCAGGUAAGCUACUGUAAACUCCCUUAAUCCAUGCAGGAUCUUAUCCACUAGCCUUUGAAAGGUCGCUGGCACAUUUUUUAGUCCAAAGGCCAUCACUUUAAACUCAUAUAAACCUAGGGGACUUCUAAAGGCAGUUUUUCCUGGUCCCCAGGACAUUCUUACUUGAUAAUAGUCUUCUGUCAAGUCUAGACAGGUAAUGAAAUAGCACCUGCCUAUGGUCUCAAUUAGGUCAUCUAAGCAGGGCAUUAGAUAGGCAUCCACCUUAGUGACGUGAUUUAACUUUCGGUAGUCAACACAAAAUCUUAUAAAGCCAUCAGGUUUGUCUACCAGCACUACCGGUGCUGCCCAGGGAUUCUCUUAUGAUCCCUGCCUUCAGCAUCUCCUGCACCUCGUUGCGGAUUUUAUCCAUGUAUGUCCCAGUUAUCUGAUAAGGGGACACUGCAAUGGGUUUAGCAUCCCCAGUGUCUAUGCAAUGGACUUCGCUAUUCCCGGAACAUUACUAAAGACGGCUUUAUAUUUUUGUAGGAUACUUCCUACCUCCUCCUGCUGUGACUGGGUUAAUGAAGGGGCUAGAUUCACUUCUCUCUGAUUACAAUGUUGCUUCCCAGCACAGUAUGUCGUCUGUUUCUUCCGAGUCCUCUCUUAUAGCAUAUAGAGCCCAGCUGUCUGUUCUAUGGUAUGGUUUUAGUAUGUUCACGUGAACCACUUUGCACCCUUCAUCCCCCUGCUGGAUAAUGUAGUUCACGUUAUUCAUUUUGGACACAAUCUUGUACGAUCCCUCCUAGGCUAAUUGCAAUUUAUUUCCCUUUAUUGGCCUUAGCAGCAACACUUCAUCUUCUGACCCAAAGGUUCUCUCUCUGGCCUUUUUAUCAUACCAGAUUUUUUUGCUUUGACUGGGAGGCUUUUAAAUUUUCUCCUGCUGUUUCUAAGGAAUGGCGUAAAGUGUUUUGCAGUUUGUACAGAUAGUCCAUCUCUGAAUCUGAAUCACUAUCUGGGUGAUCCUCCCAAUUUAUUCGGAGUAGUUCUAAAGGUCCUUUGACCUUGCACCCUAGUAAAAGUUCAAAUGGACUAUACACUCUUGUGGAAUGUCUCGGUAUGCGUACAAGAGGAGUUUUUGCAGUCCCAGUCAGUAGGGUUUUCUCCUACGUAGGCUUUGAUCAUAUGGAUCAAACUUCCAUUAAACUUCUCAACCAAUCCAUUAGUCUCUGGAUGGUAUGGUGUGGAAGUUACAUGUGUGAUGGAGGCAAAGACCCAGAAAAAGUUAAAUAUGGAAACUAAGUGGUUGAGAUACUCUGAUCUGUUACUGGAAGAUAAAGAAGGAUAUAAAUUAAAACCACUUGAUCAAAUUAAAGAUAAAAUAAAUUGGCUACAAUAUCACCAGAUUAAUGAAUUGUACAAAUUAGAUAAGAAAAAUGGUUUUGCUUCAGAAAAAACUAAGUUGGAAAUGGAGUUGUUGGACUCUAAAGUUAAAAAUCUGUCUAAAUUUAUUGUUGGAAUGGCAUACAAAGGAUGAACAAGUUAAAUCUGUGAUGAUUGAUUGGGCAAGAGAUGUGGGACAUAAUAUAAUGUUUGAAGACUGGGAAAGGUUGUGGAGGAAAAGGGUCAAGUUCACUGCAUGCAUGGUGUUAAAGGAAAAUAUUAUGAAAAUGAUGUAUAGAUGGUAUUUAACCCCUGUAAAAUUAGCAAAGAUGUAUCAUAAUAGUGAUAAUCUAUGUUGGAAAUGUAAAGAAAAAGAGGGUACUGUACUUCCUUCUUUGAAUAUUUUCAAAUAAUAAUUAUUUGAUUGGGAAUACUUAAAGUUAAUUUCAGUGUGUAUAUAGACGUAACGGGUAGAGUAUACCUUAUAUAUAUUUAGAUAUGUAAGAAUGUUAAUUAUUCAUAUAUUUCGCAAUCCAUAUGUUAAAUCUAAGUAUGGUUAAUAUACAACUCAGGUUGGUGCGAUAAUUUUAGUAUAUUUGCUUUAUAUUAGGCCUUCCAAACAAUUUUGCUAAAGACAAAAUAGAGGACAAGAAAGCUUACAGAUUAAAACCACAAUGAGAAUUAUAAGUAUGAACAUCAAGGGGUUAAAGGAAAAGAAAAAACAAAUCUUAACACUCAAAUAUCUGCAGUCAUUAAAGGCUGAUAUAGGUCUAUUACAGGAAACACAUUUGACAGAACAAGGGGCUCAAACUUUGAAAUGUCAAUGGGUAAAAGAAGUUAUUUCAACAAACUUAGACGAAAAUGCUAGGGGAGUCACAAUUUUAUUUAGGAAAGGCUGGCCUUAUGAAAUACAAAGAUAUAAUAAGACAGGAAGAUGGCCGAUGCUUAAUAACUGUAAUUAAAACAGAAGGGACAGAAAUAGCAAUAGUAAAUGUCUAUGCCCCGAACACUGAUGACCAUAAGUUUAUUCACAAUUGCUUUAAGAGGUUAAGCUUCUUAUCGUAUCAGCACUUGAUAAUGGGUGGAGACUUGAAUGAAAUUUUAGAUCCACAGAUGGAUAUCGCAUCAGUAGCCAGGAAAAAAAGGACAAAGGUUAGAGAGACAAUUAAUAACCAUAUGAUACAGUGGAAUUUAGUGGAUUCAUGGGGAUUGCACCAUCCUAAGGAAAAAUCAUAUACAUAUUUUGCAGGAAUUCAUAAUACCCAGCAUAGAAUUGACUUUUUUCUAAUAUCAGCAUCAUUACAUCCCUUUACUAGCUGAUGUGAUAUUGAUAUUCCCAUUAUAGCUGAUCACUCAGCAGUAAUACUGGAAUAUAAUUUAUCUAAAACCCAGGAAGGUAUGAGGAGAUGGUAUUUUAAUUUCUUUUAAAUGAAAGAAAUUUCAUUCAAUAUAUAUAACCCAAGAAACACAAAUAUAUUUUAAAAAUAACUACAAAUCUUCAACGUCAAGACUGAUGGAAGGUCAAGAAUAUAAAGCUUACAUCAGAGGGAAGAUAAUAUCCUUCUCUACCAACAAAGCCAAGCUGCAAAGAUUAAAAGAAAACAAUCUAAAAAUUUCUUUAAAAACACUAUGUGGCGAUAUGUCAAAUAACCCAUCUAAUGCUACAUAUGAAAGAAUACAACAACUAACAUUAGAGCUGAAUAAUAUACUAGCUCAAAAAAUUGAGUUCAGCCUACUAAGUCUAAGACAAAUAUAUUGGGAACAGGAUAAAAGACGGACAAAAAUUCUAGCUAAUCAUCUAAAACAAAAGAAAGCGAACCAAAUAAUACCCUUAAUAAGAAAUGAAAAUAACAUCGCAGCGACCUCAUCAAUAGAUAUCAAUAAUGAAUUUUUUUAAUUCUACAAAAAAUUAUAUGAAGGGCCGGAAAAUAUAUCAGAGGAUGAGGUGGAAAACUUCUUUCAAGAUAUUAAAAUACCAACUAUUGAAGAAUAUCAAAAAGAUAUGCUAUCAGCACCCCUAAAUAUAUCAGAUAUUGAGAAUGUAAUAGAAACAAUGGGAAAUGGGAAAUCACCUGGACCAGAUGGUCUUCUUAUAAAGGUAAAGGUAAAGGUACCCCUGCCCAUACGGGCCAGUCGUGUCCGACUCUAGGGUUGUGCGCCCAUCUCACUUAAGAGGCCGGGGGCCAGCGCUGUCCGGAGACACUUCCGGGUCACGUGGCCAGCAUGACGAAGCUGCUCUGGCGAGCCAGCACCAGCGCAGCACACGGAAACGCCGUUUACCUUCCCACUAUAAAGCGGUACCUAUUUAUCUACUUGCACUUAGGGGUGCUUUCGAACUGCUAGGUGGGCAGGAGCUGGGACCGAAAGACGGGAACUCACCCCGCCGUGGGGAUUCGAACCGCCGACCAUACGAUCGGCAAGUCCUAGGCGCUGAGGUUUUACCCACAGCGCCACCCGCGUCCCGGUCUUCUUAUAGAAUGGUAUAAAAUAUUCAAAAAUCUACUAGUCCCCAGACUUCUAGAAGUCUAUGAGGAAAUAGCUCAGAAAGGUAUAUCUGCUACAACAUUCAAUGUAGCUUUAAUAAUAAUUAUACCAAAACCUAACAAAGACCCUACUAAAUGUGCAAAUUAUAGACCAAUAUCAUUAAUGAAUGUUGAUGAAAAGAUUAUGAAUGCAAUAUUGGCAGCAAAAUUACAAAAGGUUAUUCAAGACUUGAUACCUAAUAAUCAAACAGGUUUUAUAAAAACAAGACAAGCUACAGACAAUAUCAGAUUAACAAUAGAUUUGAUAAAUUUAAAUAAAGAUGAAGAGGAGUUUAUGAUAUUGUCAUCAGAUGCAGAAAAGGCUUUUGACAGAAUAUAUAAAGAAUUCAUAGGGUUUGUGUUACGUAAAUUUGGUUUCCCUAUAGAAUACUGUAAUUGGAUUAAAAUGAAUUAUAAAAACCCAACGUCCCAGAUUGUUACAAACGGAAGAAUUUCAAAUUUGAUUAGUUUAAAUCGAGGAACGAGACAAGGAUGUCCUCUUUCUCCGUUAUUAUUUAAUCUGUGCCUGGAACCAUUAACAAGAACAAUAAUUCAGGAUGAGCAUAUCAGGGGUGUAAAACACAACAAAGAUAAUUACAAAAUUGUAUUAUUUGUGGAUGAUAACCUUUUAUUUAUUACAAAACCAGAAGAUACAAUUCCAAAAAUUAUGGAGAAAAUAAAAACCUUUGGCAGAAUAUCAGGAUAGUCUAUAAAUUGGACAAAAUCAGAGAUUUUACCAAUUGGGCCAAGGGCUACAUUGUAUAGAAACCAUCAAUUUCGGAUGUGCAAAGACUUUAUUAAAUACUUGGGUAUAAUGAUUUCAUUAGAUAUAGACCAAAUUGUAAAAUUAAAGUUGAAUCAAAUUAUAAAUGAGAUUACUUUUGAUAUUGAAAGGUGGGGACCUCUAAACCUUUCCCUUUGGGGAAAGGUUAAUGUCCUCAAAAUGAAUGUUGUUCCAAAGCUUCUAUACAUUCUGGUUAGUGGGGUAGAAGUGGAAGGAUCAUUAGGCGCGAGUGAUCAUGCUCUUCUGAAGUUUACUAUACAGCGGAAAGGAGCAGCCAAGCAUACUAGGACUCAAUUUCUUGACUUUAAGAAAGCUGACUUCAUAAAACUUAGGGAAGUGCUGGGUGAGAUCCCAUGGACAGUAAUACUAAAAGGAAAGGGAGUUCAUGAUGGCUGGGAGUUUGUUAAGAGGGAGAUACUAAAAGCACAACAUCAGGCAAUACCAAUGAGACAGAAACAUGGAAGGUGCCUAAAGAAGCCAGGGUGGCUAUCUAAAGAACUUUAACUGAGUUAAGAUUAAAAAGGAUGUGUACAAAAAAUGGAAAAGGGGGGAAACCACCAAAGAGGAAUUCAAACAAAUAGCCAGCACGUGUAGACACAAAGUCAGAAAAGCUAAAGCACAGAAUGAACUCAGGCUUGCUAGAGAGGUUAAAAGCAACAAAAAGGCUUUUAUGGGUAUGUCCGUAGCAAAAGGAAGAACAAAGAAACAGUGGGGUCACUCAGAGGAGAAGAUGGUGAAAUGCAAACAGGGGACACAGAAAGAGCUGAACUCCUCAAUGCCUUCUUUGCCUCAGUCUUCUCCGAUAAAGAAAACAAUGCCCGACCUGAAGAAUUUGGAGCAAAUGAUUCAGCAAAGGAAACACAGCCCAGAAUAACUAAGGAGAUAGUACAAGAAUACUUGGCUAGUUUAGAUGUAUUCAAGUCUCCAGGGCCAGAUGAACUGCAUCCAAUAGUAUUCAAAGAACUGGCAGAUGUGAUCUCAGAACCACUGGCAGUCAUCUUUGAGAAUUCCUGGAGAACAGGCGAAGUCCCGGCAGACUGGAGGAGGGCAAAUGUUGUCCCUAUUUUCAAAAAGGGGGAAAAGAGAGGACCCAAAUAAUUACCGCCCAGUCAGUCUGACAUCAAUACCAGGGAAGAUUCUGGAGCAGAUCAUUAAGCAAACAGUCUGUGAGCACCUAGAAAGGAAUGCUGUGAUCACCAAUAGUCAGCAUGGAUUUCUGAAAAAUAAGUCAUGUCAGACUAACCUGAUCUCGUUUUUGACAGAAUUACAAGCCUGGUAGAUGAAGGGAACGCAGUGGAUGUAGCCUACCUUGAUUUCAGCAAGGCUUUUGACAAGGUGCCUCAUGAUAUUCUUUUGUAAAGAAGCUGGUAAAAUGCGGUCUUGACUAUGCUACCACUCAGUGGAUUUGUAACUGGCUGACUGACCGAACCCAAAGGGUGCUCAUCAAUGGUUCCUCUUCAUCCUGGAGAAGAGUGACUAGUGGGGUGCCACAGGGUUCUGUCUUGGGCCCGGUCUUAUUCAACAUCUUUAUCAACGACUUGGAUGAUGGACUCAAGGGCAUCCUGAUCAAAUUUGCAGAUGACACCAAAUUGGGAGGGGUGGCUAACACCCCAGAGGACAGGAUCACACUUCAAAACGACCUUGACAGAUUAGAGAACUGGGCCAAAACAAACAAGAUGAAUUUUAACAGGGAGAAAUGUAAAGUAUUGCACUUGGGCAAAAAAAAUGAGAGGUACAAAUACAAGAUGGGGGACACCUGGCUUGAGAGCAGUACAUGUGAAAAGGAUCUAGGAGUCUUGGCUGACCACAAACUUGACAUGAGCCAACAGUGUGACGCGGCAGCUAAAAGCCAAUGCAAUUCUGGGCUGCAUCAAUAGGAGUAUAGCAUCUAGAUCAAGGGAAGUAAUAGUGCCACUGUAUUCUGCUCUGGUCAGACCUCACCUGGAGUACUGUGUCCAGUUCUGGGCACCACAGUUCAAGAAGGACAUUGACAAACUGGAACGUGUCCAGAGGAGGGCAACCAAAAUGGUCAAAGGCCUGGAAACGAUGCUCUUAUGAGGAACGGCUAAGAGAGCUGGGCAUGUUUAGCCUGGAGAAGAGGAGGUUAAGGGGUGAUAUGAUAGCCAUGUUCAAAUAUAUAAAAGGAUGUCACAUAGAGGAGGGAGAAAGGUUGUUUUCUGCUGCUCCAGAGAAGCGGACACGGAGCAAUGGAUCCAAACUACAAGAAAGAAGAUUCCACCUAAACAUUGGGAAGAACUUCCUGACAGUAAGAGCUGUUCGACAGUGGAAUUUGCUGCCAAGGAGUGUGGUGGAGUCUCCUUCUUUGGAGGUCUUUAAGCAGAGGCUUGACAACCAUAUGUCAGGAGUGCUCUGAUGGUGUUUCCUGCUUGGCAGGGGGUUGGACUCGAUGGCCCUUGUGGUCUCUUCCAACUCUAUGAUUCUAUGAUUCUAGGAUUACCAAUACAUAUUCCCAAAUUUUACUUCCAAAAAAUAAAUCAACUAUUUAGAUUGUGCCUGUGGGGUACAAAGCCACCAAAAAUAUCACUACAUAAAAUGCAACUUCCAACUAAGGAAGGUGGCUUUGGUCUCCCAAAUCUGGAACUAUAUCACCAGGCCUACCUGCUGAGUAAGACUAACGAGUGGAGAGCUAGCAGGAAUCCCAAUUGGGCUACUCUCAAAUAUAGUUUCUUUGAACCUCUUGAAGGGUGGACUAAACUUGGCUCUAAUUUUAUGAAGUAUCCUAUUAUUCUGGAGACUAUUAAAGCACCUAUAAAAAUUUGGAUGAAUAUAAAUAAAAAUAAUAAGGAUGACCCCUAUCAGCAUGAGAAAUUAACAAUAUGGGCCAACCCAAAUUAAAAAUUGGAAAUCAAGUAAUAAUUUGGCAAAAUUGGAUGAAGAAAGGUAUUUUGACAUUGAAUCAAUUAAUUGGUGAAAAUUACAAAUUCGUGGAAUAUAAGACUUUGCAAGUAAAGUAUGGAUUAACCAGUGAAACACAAUGGCAAUACAUCCUAUUGAAACAUAUGUUGGAAAGGCAGUUUGGUCCUGACACUAUAGUGCUGCUACAAGAUUUAAUUUCUGCAACAAAAAACUCUACACUCGCACUAUAUAAAACCCUACUCAACUGGAAGAAAUAUGAUUUAGAAUAUGAUAGACAAAAAUUGAGAGAAGAGUUAGGGGUACAGAUAAGAGAUGAUAUAUGGGAGUCAAGUAUAAAAUAAACAGAAAUAGAAUCUAUGGAUCUAAGACUAAGACUAAGACUUAUUCAGCAGAAAAUAAUAUUCAGACUCCAGCAAAACUUUACCAGAAGAAAAUAAAUGCAGACAACUGCUGGAGAUGUGGAAGUAAAAAUGCGAACUUAGUACAUAUGAUGAUUAACUGCCCGAUGAUAGGAUCAUUUUGGUGCGAGGUGAAGAUAUAUAUUGCAAGAGUAACAAAAAAGUUGAUGUUGAGUUCAGAAAAAGCAGAGAUACUGAACAGAUCGAUAUCAGAUCACAAUCCAGUAUCAGUAUAGAUGAAAUUUCAAAAUCAUACUAAGGGAAGGUGGAGAAUGAACGAGAAGGUAUGGAGAGAUGAUCAAAGGGUUAAAAGGGCUAAGGAAAUAUUGAAAGAAUUCUAUGAAAUAAAUGAAAAUCAGGAUACGGAUAAAAAAAUGAUUUGGGAAGCGAGUAAAGCCUAUAUGAGAGGGUAUGUAAUACAACAAAUGGGAAGGAUAAGGAGAAAUAAAGAUAAUAAUACUAUGGAAAUAAAUAAACAAAUAAGAGAGAAAGAAAAAAAUUUAGUGGAAAACCCCAAAAAUGAAGCUUACGAACAAUUACAAACAUUUGGAAUAAAUUGGUUACAAUAUUAUCAAUUAAAAGCAACAUAUGAAAAAGACAAAAAGGAGGGAUUAGAAAAUAAAACCUCAAAAUUAGAAAAGGAAAUAUUGCAAAGCGAUCAAAAAUACUUCCAAAAAUGUAUAGAUUAUUAAUGAAAACCAGCUUAGAACAAGAGACGAAAGGGGAAAACAUGUUAAAAUGGGAGCACGAUUUGGGAUAUGAGAUAGAUCUGGAAAGAUGGAAAACUUUUUGGGAGGAAAACAUAAAUUUUACUGUGUGUGAUUUAUUAAGGGAGAAUUUCAGAAAAAUUCACCACAGAUGGGACCUAACCCCUGACAGAUUGUCAAAAAUAAAUAAAAGGAACAACGACAAAUGUUGGAAAUGUAACAGAACAAAAGGUACGUUAUAUCACAUGUGGUGGACUUGCCCAAAGAUUAAAACCUUUUGAGGCAUGAUCCAUAACGAAAUAAAAAAAUUGAUACGGACAUCACACACGAAAAAGGCAGAGGCAUAUCUAUUAGGAAUUCUAGAUAAAGAUAUCCCAAAAGAUAAACUAACUUAUUUCUAUACGCGACAACAGCGGCAAGAAUUUUGAUUGCUAGCUAUUGGAAAGAAGACAGCAUCCCAUCAAAAAGAGAAUGGUUGGGGAAACUUUGUGAGUACCUGGAAUUAGCAAAACUGACGGAUAUAAUAAGGAGAAAAUCCAAAACUAUGGUUAUGAAGCAAUGGGAGUUCUUAACUGAUUAUUUACAAAACCAGGGCUCAACUAUAAAAAUCUGGUUGUGUUUAGAAUAAUCUUGUGCAUAAUAUAAAAAAAAUACAAAGUGAGACAUUAAGGAAAUCCAAAGGGAAAAUAUGAAGAACAGAGGUUCUGACGAAUGGAUUAUUAAAAACGCGUGAGGUAAACGGUGGAAGACUUUUUUUAAAAAAAACAAACACAAUUUAUUUAAGGUAGAUAAGGACAAGAUGAAAUUCUACAAUUGAAUAUAAAUAUAGAUGGGAAACGGCUAUGUAUUGUGAGUACUUAUCUACUUUUAAAAAUUUUCACUUAUGAUCUUUUUCUUUUCUUUGUUCUUUUCUUCUUUUUUCUGAUAUCUUAUGUUUCAUUUCACUGCUUUAUUGUGAAUAGCAUUUUAUAGAGGUAUAAACAACUGUAAAUAUGAAAAGAGACAAAAUAUUCUCUAAUUCUUUUUCCUUGGUUAGAUGUAUUUUCUUUUUCUUUUGUAUUUUCUUUUGUUGUGAAUAUGUAUGUUUUCUAAUUUGUACUUAAUAAAAAAUAUUUUAAUUUUUUUUAAAAAAAAUAUUGUUAUUUAGGGGAAUUGAAUUUAAUUCUAAAUUAUAUACUGGAAAUGUGGGAGAUUACAAGAGGUAAAAAAAAAUGGAUGUACCGUGCCAUAUUAGAAGCAAAAAAACUUGUUCUGAUGAAUUGGAAGAGCCGCAAAAAGAUUCCAUUGAGCACAUGGAUUGAUAAUAUGGACAGACUAGCUACAUACGAACGAAUUGCAUGUCAAAGCAAAUUAAGAAUGAAUAAAUAUGAAGAAAUCUGGAAGGAAUAUUUAAGCGAUAAGGCGGACGGUGGUGGGAAGUAGGGGGAUGAGAGGUGGGGAAAUAUUGUUAAAAAGGUGUAGUCAUAGGUAUAUCAGUACUCAAAUUUGAAAUGUUAAAUUGUGUUAUAAGUGUUCUUGCGAUUUUUGUUGUAUGUGUUCUUUGUGGUUGUUGUUUGUCUUGAAAAAAUGAUUAAAUAAAAACAAAAACAAAAACCAAAGCAGCACAAAAGAGUCCCAAGAUGCUGGUAAAAUAAGUAGCAAAUUCAAGACAUAAGUACCAGUGGCUAUAUGGACAAAAUGAGGACUGAGAAAUAAUAAAGAUGUAUCAGCAGAAGCUUGAGGCCUGAAGAAGUACAGAAAAAUCUUUUUUGCUGCAGGACCCACUUGUUACCUUUAAUGCCACUGAGGUGUCACUCUUCAGGCCAUCCAAGAUGGGUUUGAAUCGUUCCACUUCAUCCAUUUCUGCUCGUUGUGUCAGUGCCACCAGAACGUGCUCAUGCCUAUGUAAGAGUAAGGAAAACAAAUCAGUAACAGACAGUGCAAUGCUAGCCAUGCCUACUUGCUAGUCCCAAUGAGUUCAAUGAGAUGCACUCCCAGGUGCUUUAAAGAUGGCAGUCUGACUUUCAUAUGCUCACAACAGGAAACUAUGUAAGAGUUUGAUAAAUUGCGCAUCUAGUGUAUUAAAAUUUCUAAAAACUGUUAAGAACCAAUGGUGCCUUGGAUCCAGGGGACCAAAAACCCUCCUAAGCAAUAUGGAGUAAGAUGUGGGGCUUCAAAGUGGGGAUGACCCCAAACCUUACACAAGCUUAUUCAGCUUCUGCUUCUUAGGCUUCAGGCCGUUGUGCAGAUUAGAUGCACAUUAAAACUUGCAAUUCAGAUGUAGCCUUCCAGUUUUUAAUGUAUUUUGAAAAGGAUCCCAAGUGCUAGACUGCCCACCUAUGAAAUACAACUAAACCAAAAGAUAAAUCACCUAUAAUCACUGACAUAUCCACAGGCUGAGGCAGAAUGCAGAGGGCAGACAGUAGCGUGAUAGCAUCAAUCAUCAUGGAUGGGACUUUGGGGUCAACGGCUCUUGCCAAAAGCAGGAUCCCCUCCUCCGUUUCAAGCAUCGUCUUAAUUCCAAACUAAAAAAGGGGGGACACACACCCAUUGAGUGCAUGCACAUACAGAAAGGUUGCCAAUGCCACAGGAGGAGAGUAAGGCAACUGUCUAACCUGGGAAAUAGGUGUAAAGGGGGGGGCAAGACCCCCCCCCAAGCUGACAUGUGCAAAAGUGAUGUGGGGAAGAUCCCAUAAGUGUGCAAAUUUAAGAAGGGGAGCAUCUCAACCGAGAGUAAUCACACUAGAGGUUUCUCCCUCUUAAUCUAGAAGUUCAUUUACACUUCAUCUCUUCUCUCCUCAAAGUUUUGAUGUGCUUUAACCUAUAUACAUUUUAGAUUAGAUUCCUCACACUAUUUCCCUCUUAUCUUCAAUUCUGUUGCUUGUUUAAUUUACACUGCCUCUUCAUUCUGAUCAAGUUUCUCCUUUUUUCUUCUCCCCUUUGCUUCGUCUUGCUAACUUCCUUCCAAUACAAUAUGGUUCCUAUUUGCAAAUAGCUCUACUCCCUUGCUUCUCUUACUUUCUUAUUGCUUUCUUCUCCCCUCUUAACCUCCAUGCUGCUGCUGUGUGUUGGCUGGAAGGAAGGCGUGGCUGCGCUCUGCUCCAGGUGACUGCCAUCAGCCUGAGACCCUGAAAUAUCACCUGCCUUUCCAUCAGGUAUGUAGAAGGGGAAGGCUUCAAGAGGCGAAGCACCAUGUGCAACACUACUUGGCAUGGCACUUGGUGUCGCCAUGGAGCCCCUCUGUUUCUCUGCCCAGCACCAGAUUUCUUGGUGGUGACCCAGGUCUUGGAGCCUGAGCUUCCACAGCAGUAGUCGCCUGCCAUGAACCAGCUUGACCAGUAACAGCAGCAGCAAUGUUUAAUGUUUAAGGUAGUAUUUUAUUUCUUUGACAAUGAUGCAGUUUCAAAUGUGUCUUUUAUAUUUGAUCUCCUUUAGUAGUGUUUUAUUUUGAAAUGUUUAAGUUUUUUGUUUGUGUGUUUGUUAACUUUGUUCUGUUAAUCGUGCAGUCUAUAUUUGAAAUCUUUAAGAUAAUAUUUUAGUUUCCUGCUAGCAUUGUUGCUUUGAAAGUACACUUUAUAUUUGAUUUUCUUCUACAAAUGUUCUAUUUUGGAUUGUUUAAUUUGUUUUAAAAAGGAUAAAAUGGUAUAGUAACUGUGGAGUUUGUACAGAGCCCCCAGUUGUCUCACGGACUAUUGUCCCAUACACCACUAAUCCGCUGCCACCAACCAGGUCCUCCCCGAUAAACCACUUAGUCUCAGUCAGGUUCUUAAGUUAACAAAGAAGAGUGUAGUUUAUUGCAGACAGACACAAAUAAACUUUAACUGCAUUCCAGUUACUCUUUACCUUCUUAGUCUUAUUUUAUCCUGUCUCUAUCUCUUCUACCUCCCCUCACACAAGAACUCACACAAGAACCAACUGCACUAUUUCCAACUGUCUGCCAACUGCUUUUCCAACUGCCUUUCCCAACCAACCAACCCACUAAAACCAACCAAAUACCCACAACCCAAACCUCCGGCUAAGCACUUUUAUAAACAGGUAGGCUCUGCCUCUGGCUUUCCAACUGGUCUGCAUAUUAACCCUCUCUCUCCCCCUGUACAUUUUCAAACGAACAGGCAAACGCCACAGCAACAAAAAUAUUAUUAUUAUUAAUAAUAAUAGUAAUAAUACCAGCUUGAUUCUAAUCUGGAGAGCUCUCUCUCUCUUUCAUUGCUCUUCCCCUAUUCCCAGC